Xyrichtys novacula (pearly razorfish) is the source of this 55066-nucleotide messenger RNA. The record is from the annotation of a GenBank genome assembly. Lineage: Eukaryota; Metazoa; Chordata; Actinopteri; Labriformes; Labridae.
AUGAAGUCUCUCGUCCUGAUGUCGCUUUUGGCCACGGUGAUCGUCGGAAAGUCACCGCGGCUCAAAUUCGUGGUGCACGGUAGGUCGGCAGAGCUGGAUUUUUGUGGAUGCUCUUAUCAUGUCACGUUAUUAAUUACAUGUUUUACUAAUCUGAGUUAUGGGUAAAUGACUGGAUGAACGAGUGAAUGAAUGGAGGGAGAGUUUAUGCGCCGUAAGGAGGAUGUGGUCAGUGCGUUUUCCCCCCUCAUGAGCUGCGUUAUCUUGUCCCUUAGAAGAGCUGCACUAACAGUUCCUAUGAAGCCAUAUUGACGGAGCUGCCUCUGGAUUCAUCUCCUAAAACACCGCCCUCCCCCCCUCAACCGGCUGAGUAGUAAAUUACGCGCUCCAUCAUUCGGGCCCUGCAUGGACACAUGUUCACAGGGAAACCGAUUCUUUGUGGUCUUAUCUUCAUAUUCAGAGAGGGACGGUGCGCAAAAGAUGUGCGUUUUUUUUUUUGGUUGAGAUGCGUAAAAUGUGCGGAGUGCAAUCCGUGCACAAUCACAACUGAACGGUUUGGAUUUGAUUUGUGCAACUUGUGGCUUUUCUCUGAGUCAUUUCGACAACUUCUGCACUCCGAUCUCACACUCCUCUGUCUUUUAACGCGCACAGCCGUUUGUUUCUCAUGAACCAGGGGGACCUCAGCUCUGAACUGUCCGUCUCUGAACCACAGGCGCUCCAAAAGCAAACCUCUCUCUCCUCUCUUUUCGGAUGAACAUGGCGCCAGUUCACGAGCCUGUGCCCUUUAAACACCCGCCAUCCUUCCUUCCUUCCUUCCUUCCCUCCUUCCUACGCCGAAAAGCAUCGUUACAGUGAAAUAUGACUCUUAGGAGGUUGACACCGGCACUGGAGCUCUCGCGUCCUUGCGGAGCUGCAAUGCGGGACACGGCAGCUGCUUCACACUGCAGCAGAAGACCCCGGAUCCGGGAGAAGAGAGGCUCUGUUCGGGGCAGCAGACAAACAUGUAUGCUGUGUACAAACAGACAUAGAGAGAGAGGAAGAAGAGGAGGAGGAAGAAGAAGAAGAAGAAGGGAGGGGAGAGCAAUCAAUGGAAAAUUCCAAGCCGUCUCCUAGUUAUUUAUUCCACUCACGCCGUUUUACACACACACACACACACACACACACACACACACACACACACACACACACACACACACACACACACACCUAAUGUAUUCAGCAAUCAGUGGAGAUGGGGGCUGUGUGUGUGUGUGUCAAGUUAUCUGUAUCUGUAUUCCUCCCCUCCCCGCGGAUGAGCACAGUACAAAACGCACAAGAUGACGGACCCGGACGUGCGCAUCAUAUCAAUCAAACUCCUUGUUAUGCAAUUGCACGCUGAGCUCUAAACGCUUGACGUGAGGGCACAAAAAAACGCGCACAGUUCACAGGUAGAAAGCUGUCAGGGAGUAAUCCAUCAGAGACACCGUCACGGAGCUGGCGCCGUUUCAGCACCACAGACAGCUCCAAAGAGGAUCCAGGUCCGGACUUUGCCUGAUUUUGCCGUGAUAAAUCCGGAUUAUUGGCGGGUUUGCAUUACUCUAAAGACUCACAAUCUGGUUUUAGGAUUGAGGAGAAUACUGGGUUUGUUUUAAGGCUAAAGGUCAGACAUGCUGGGUGAGGUUUUUGGAGUAGAAUUGGGUAAAUAUUAGUAGGCAGUGGUCCUUCCAGUGAAUCUGUUUUUUUGCUGCCAAAAUGAAGCUUUUCUUUCUGCUCUUGCAAAAUGUUUCCAAAUUGGCUUUCUUUGGACAGAAUAACCAAGAACCGAGUCUAAAUCUGCUGGUUUAAAGAGGCCUGUGUAGUCUAGAUCAAGUCUCCGAGGGGUGAACUGCUGAACUACUGAGGAUGUGUCCAAUAGUUGAUUGGUUGGUUGAUAUAUUCAUAAUUCACUGUGGAGGUUUCUACAGCAUCCAAUCUGCAUAAUAUGUGAAUUCCAAGUCGGGCUGUCAAGAUAGUGGAGUUUAAUCUCACACAGAUAUCACAGAUAAAACAGGAUUAAUGAGAUAUUAAUACUGUUCAUUAGUCUUUCAGUGUCUCGGUGACUCUGCUGCCAGGAAACACUUGGAAAAGAGAUUUUUUAAAAUCUCAGUGUGGUUUUUUUCCUGAUUUAAUAAAGGUUAAAUAAAAUAAAUAUUUUUGGUAUUUGUGAUGAAUUUAGUUGCUUGAUUUCCUGCAAAUAAAAAGCUGGUUUUAUUUUGAAAUAUAGAGGUAAGAUUCUUCUGAAUGGCAGUUUUAAAGUGUCGAAUCAUCUCUCAGAUGAAUGCUACAGCUAGUUAGCUAGCAGCUUCUUCUUCACUGCACAAUUGUUUUGUUUUCAUUCACACCAGCGAUUCAAAUCAACUGAAGCGUUGACAUCAAUCUUACCCGUUGGUAUUAUGAAGCCAAUGUGGAAGCUCAAAAAACUGCAGUUCUAUAAGUGUCCAUGAGGGGCAGGCUGCAAAAAUGCCAAAGUGCUCAUGGUUAUAACAACAUUAAAGUAAAAAAAAAACACCCUUUUGUUCUGAGUAGCUCAUGUCUUUACUCAUACACACUUUGUAGGCUUGAAUUUUUCUUAAACUCGACUGUUUUACACAUAUGUAGACCCUGAGUAAUCCAUGAUUCACAUAAUUAGAGUUGAGUUACCAAACAGGCAGGUACAAUGCAACUGCUAGAUCUAACCUUAGCUCCAAAAUGCAGUUUUAGAUAAGAAGAGGCCCGGGGAUAGCUUGACUGUUGUCCAAAAUUGUCACAAUAAGUGCGUCCAAUCUUGGUGGGAACAAGUCGUGAUAAAUCUAGAAAGUUCAGAGCUCCAAAACAGACAACUAGCAGCAGAGCUGAGGCAGUAAAUUACAGUUUUUGAUGUGAAUGCUGAAAUCGAUAUGAUUGGACUUACAGAACGGUUCAUUCUCAAGUGUUGACCAUGUGCAGUCUGGUCAUACAGUGUCCAGUAGAAGCAGUAGUGUUAACAUUAAGCAGUCAUUUGGAUAACUUAGUUUGUGGCGUAUUAACAUCCCAUGUUAACUUGUCACCGCCCCACUUCUAUGGCCUUCUGGUCCUAGCGAUCAUUGUGGCGUGAGGUUAUCAUCUUCCUAACGUCAAAUAUCAAAGAUCAUUCAGCAGCUCUGUUUGAACGCCAAGGCGGUAAAAUAAACAAGUAACUAUGCAUGUGCAUUAAAGACACUCCUUUUACAUUGACUGCUGUAGUUGAAAGCUAUGGAGAUGCUCAGAGAGUGAAAGUUAGUGAUGUAUUUUAAAGCUCUUGUAUGGAACUUUGAGAGUUUGUGUCAACUUUGGCGCCUCCUGUGGACAAAUAAGUCAUUGCUUUGCUCGCCAUCUACAUAUAACAGUUGUGUGAACUGACAAAAAUCUCACCCUGCUGACUUUAGACAGUAAAAUUUCUGAUUCAUUGUGAAAAUUUCAUCUGUAAAAUGACAGAACAGGUCCGCCUAACCCUCACACACUGGUUUCAGAUAUUAAAAACCACAAAAUAAUGGUCUUGUUGGUUUUUUUACAUCAUAAAUAGGCUUCAAUAUGAAUUUCAGCCCAUUAUAAAAACAUCAAAAACUCACAGGAGCUUUAAGUGACUUGAGAUUGGGUGACGGACUAUAGGACAGUGUAGUAAACGAAAGGUCUUUGUUUUAAUCUGAGACAGUUAUGUCGAUUGUCUUGUUUGUUUGCCGUUUACUGGUUUUGCAGACAGUUCAGUGUUAGAAACGAGUUUGUUUUAGGUGGAAAAAUGAAGAGAGAGGCCAAAGAGAGGCUGUUUUUGCAUCUCUGAGGAACCCCUUUGAGGCUCUGCAGGAUUAGGAUUUGGAUUUUCAGUGAAUAGGUUGAGAGAGAGAGAGAGAGAGAGAGAGAGAGAGAGGAAAGUCUGCUUCACUUCAUCAUACAUUAUCUGUAAACACUGUUUUUUAAAUAUGUCUGCCGGAGACCGAUAAGGCUGGUCAAAAAGGCAGAGAGGCCACAGCAGGACAACCAAAGGGCAGAGGAUCUAGAUCUGGGACAUGGAGGAGGUGAAAGAGGAGUGUGUCGGGACGACUGCAAAGUCAGAGUCGGAGAUAAGACAACACCAGAAAGAAACAAGGAUUUCAAGGAUAAUUUGACGUCUUUGGCUGCUUUCCUAAAUAUCAGAACAUUUGGCCAAAGUUCAGCCUCCGUUUGCGCUGACCUUCUCUCUCCGUCUCAACACCUCACACAGAAACCAGGAGUCUGAUAAGUUUUCAUGUCCAGCUUACAAAAGAGGACACUGGAGUCUGGCCACAAAACGACUCUGGAAUGAAAGAGUCUGUGUCAAUAAAUAUGCAGCUAUUAUAUGAUCUGCAAAAGCCAAACAAAAAGGCAUGAAAGGCUUAAAGAUCAAAUCCGUUCUGAAACUAUUUCCAACAAAAGCCUCCCCGCUCCUCUGUUUCACUCUUUUAAUUAGCAUAUUUAUUAGCACAGUUGAAAAAUGACGGAGACUCGCUGGUUUAAAAAAAAAUGUGUUAAAUUAUUUUUGCGGUUGUAUUCAUUCAAGGAUUUCGUGCUCCUGUUAGGAUAAGGAAACUCUGAGCUUAAUGAAAAAAAAAACAAACGAGGACAUGAGGCUGUUUUUUUUCCUUGGAUCAUGAAGAGCUGACCUUUUGAAAAUUCAAGGUUUCCAACCUGCGGCAACGAUUAAGUGUCUAAAGAAGUGGAAGAAUAAGAAAGAAAGGUUCACAUUAAAUUGGUGUGAGUGAGAAGUAAGGAGUCUGAAGUUGGACCCUGACAUUUCAGCUGUUGCAGAGCGACCCCGCUGAAGGUGUACAAAGAAAGACGGAGGAUAAGACUCUGCUCAUUCAGAUCCUCUCAAGGUUGUUUAAAGAGGAGGAGAAGCAGCUCCGACAGUCUCAGAGUUCAUUAAGGAGAAGCCGAGGGAAGGUCGUGGUGGAGAGGUUCCUCCUGGAGAGGUCGGGUUCAUCAUUUAAGUUUGUUUUCAACAUUUUCAGGUUUCCAGCUGAACAUUAUGAGUUUUUCUACCCUUGGUUAUUAGUUUUAAGAAAUUAUCGCCAGGCUUUCUUGCUAAUCUUAAAUACUUGAUUCUGAUUGGUCCAAACUCUAGACAACCCUUUGACUUCAUAACUAGAGCAAUUGCUAUUCUUUCAUCCAUGCCUGCAAUUUUUAAAUUAGAUCAUUUCUAAAUCGGUGAAGAGGGUCAGUAGAUUUAUGACACCAGUUGGUAGCUGGGUAAUAAGCUGGAAAAUGAACGGUGAACUGGAAAUUUGACCUUCAAAGAGUUGAGACUAGACGACACGAGACACUUAGAAAACUUAGUAAUUUUUGGUAAUGUUUAAUCAAAGUUGAUCUUUUUUCUAUCAACUAUCUCAAGGAAGUCAAAACCAGACAUCCGUAUUAGAGCUGGGCCAUAAACCGAAAAUUUACAGAUACCAAAAUUUAGAACAAUAACCAACGUUAUUUUGCCCAUAUUGGUAUAUUCGGUUUUUGGAUCUGUGUAGGUAGGCUAUGGUCUCAUGUCCCUUUAACCCGGGAUUCCCACCGCAUCCAGAACGGCUGCAAUUUCGCCUUACGCCAAUUCCUACCGGUUCCAUUUGUGAGGCGAAUUUUGUGGCGGAUUACAGACAGCAGGAAUUGUGAGAACUCACAAGAACCUGCAGAUUCACGUUCAAUCGUGCGAUAACAAGUUGUCUUUAGCCACAGAGGCUAACCAUAUAAGCAGUAGAUUUUGUCCUUCCAGAGGAGGAAAUCUACUUCUAGACUUCUAGAAUCAGCAUCUCCUCAUCCAUGGUGUCAUCGGGGUGAAAUGACGUCUAAAAACCUUUCACUUGUUCGACUCCGCCCGUUUGCAUGGUGUGAAAUACGAUCCUCCUGAAACACGGAGUGUUUUAUUUUGAAAAGAAGCCGGAUGUUUUAUUUUGUGUCUGUGCCCGACUUCCUUUCCAGCACGGGUUAAUCUGUGCUGAAUUUAUCCGCCAUGCUCCAGCAUCUGAAAAAAAAGAGUUCUUAUGAUCAGCUGUGGAGUUCGGUGAUCCAGAGGAGCGGAAAGAAGUCGGUGGAAAUUGACACGUUAACUUGAAUGAAAACUAUCAGCUGCGAUCGGCACAUACGGCCUUUUUUAGCCGCUCUGGAUGCGAUGGAAAUUGGGGGUAAGAAGUUGUCCUACCUCGUAGGCGUGACUCCACCCCAUCCAGUCCAUAACAAAGAGGGAAAGACAGGUGAGGAGAUGGAGAACGGAGAGAAAGUUGGAGCAGCUGAAGUAGAAGAAGUUAAUGUGGGAGGGGGUGAGCAGGUUGUGGAGAAGUUAUCUUCCAUUUAUCGUUAUCGAGGUGAACUGAUCAAUAUAUCGGGAUAUUGAUUUGAGGCCAUAUCGCCCAGCCCUAAUGUGAGCUUUGUAAAGUUAUUUUUGGUGUUCUCCCAGUUAAACAAACCUGAAAAACCUCCAAACCAGCUCUACUCCAUGCUGCUCUGAGCUCCUCAUGUUGUUUCCACUCGUGCGUUUUGAGUAAACUCUGAUCUAUCACGUGUUUCCACGGCCAACCACACCCUUACUUAGAAAGCAGAGGCUGUGUGAUAUCAAAGCAGAGCGAAAGGUUAUUUAUAACAGCAAUUAUUAAAGAAAUGUGGUCUGACAGAAAGUCUUUAGCGUUUAGACUUUGAGAUAGAAGAAUGACUGAUGUGAGCGGCGGCAGGAAGGAUGGAAAUUGAUGAUUGUGCAGAGAUGGUGUGAGGAUGGAGGAGCGGAGGGGCGUGUAUGUAUCAGCAUCAGAGGGCGAAAGGUAGAGGAUGAACACAGACAGAAGAAAUAUGAGUUUGUGGAUAAACAAGCUCCUAAUGAAACAGCUGAUUAUGAAACAGAGGAGGAUGUGGAGGCAGAUAAAGACAAUGGUGGACAGCCAGGAUCUUUAACUCUGUCUUCUUGGCACUUGAGGACUUUUAUGACCAAUCAGAAGAUUGCAGUGUGACUGGAUCCAUCCUUUAGGGUCAGAUAGGGACAGUUGGUACCCCAGUAAAAGGGCGCCAAGAGAGAAGGGCGGUACACAUCUGUUAUUUUGGUUGGACAGGACCAUCUGGUAGAAACAACAACAAGCUCUUUAAGAUAAGAUGAUGCCUGACCACGAAGAAGAUAUUAAAAUCUACCCUUAAUUCAACAGAGAGCCUCGUGUUAGGGCUGGGCGAUAUAGCCUUAAAUCAAUAUCACGAUAUAUUGAUCAGUUCACCUCGAUAACGAUAAAUGGAUGAUAACUACUCCACAAGCUGCUCACCCCCUCCCACAUUAACUUCGUCUACUUCAGCCGCUACAACUUCUGAACCGUCCUCCAUCUCCUCACCUGUCUUUCCCUCUUUGUUACUGACUGGAUGGGGUGGAGUCACGUCUCUGACGUAGGACAGCGUCUUAAAGGGACAUGAGACCAUAGCCUACCUACACACAUCCAAAAACAACUUUGAUUUGUUUAUUUUUUUGACACCGAAUAUACUGAUAUGGGCAAAAUUACGUUGGUUAUUGUCAUACAUUUCAGUAUCUGUAAAUUUUCUGUUUAUCGCCCAGCCCUAACUCAGGCUGCCGAGUCUUGCUGAAAGGGACUUACAGUAAUCUGACCAGUGCAUGGACUGGUUUUUCAGGGACAGGAUGUGUCAGAUUUUUGCACGGUGAUUAAAGUGUGGGAGUUUGAGGAUACAUCCUUAAACUAGAUCAAAAUCAGUAGCUCAGGAGUUGAAAUAUCAGUUCUGGAUCAUAAAGAGAAAAGAGAGGAACAGUGAGUCCUGCAGGGGAGGAUAUAUAGACUGUAAUACAGCAAAUACUGAACUCCUGAUCUGUUGCCCACACUCAGCUGAAUGCCUAAUGAGCUGCAUACUUCACCCGUGCAGCGAGAGCACGAUCCCUCCCGUCAACCCGGCGAUCCGUUUCACCCCCACAGGUCGACACGCGUCAAUAAGAGAUACUUGAACUCCUCCACUUAAGGACAAAGUCAUGCUUCCCAAACUCAGAGAUUUCUUAAACGGUUGAGUCAGACCAAAUGUAAUAGGCGCAGCCACGCUUUUCACUCCGGCUUUUAGCAUUUAAUUUCUGUUAUCUGAAAACCUGACAAAUCCCGGCUGUCGGCUUCUCAAAGAAAUAUUCCUGCUGAUCUGUCCGAGCGCUCAGAAGACACAGAAGCAUGCAUCUCUGCCCGCCGCAGACAUCAGCCACAUUGGCUUCCUUGUGCACAGCAGACUUCCAUGUGAGGUGCAGGCUCCAUCAGUUCGAGUAUGAGAAGGCGACUGUUUCCAUAGAAACUUGGAGAGCAGCCUACAUCAACGGUUACCAUCACUUCAUCCUGGCUUUGCUGUCAGACUGGAUGUCUUUUUCCUUUUUUUCCUGCACAGACACGGUCACAUAAGCACGACCUUUCUUCAUCAGCUCAUUUAUUUGAUUGUUUUUGGAUCUUCCUUGUAUCAGUGCAGGUUUUUUUGUUUUAUGUUUCUAACUCUCAGGACUCGUCUUGAUGUCGUCGGUGCACAAAGCUCAAAAACAUCUCGACAAAAUGACGCAGAAAUGUUUGGAGCCCGAUCAAAAGGUGUCUGACUGUGACGUUUAUGAGCCCCUCUUCGAUACGGAGCAUUUGUCAUUAGACAUGCCAGCUUUUCUGCAGGACUCUAAUAUCUUCUAGAUGACUUUUUGCUCAUGCUUCACAGCCUUUCUAAUCUAUUUUUAAAGCACAGGCUCAGUUUCAGUGUAGGUACAUGCGAGUGUGAUUAAAUGAGUGAAUCAGAAAUGCCAAAAUGUACUUUUAAGCCUUCUGGGGGUGUCCUGAGUGUAAUUCAAACAAACAUUCAUGGUGGAGUUUGCCCACAUGAUGAUUUCAGUGAUAUUUAUGCUCCCACCUGAUGGCCUUUUCCUCCAACAGCCCAGAUUUCUUUAAAGGCUCCGUGUUCAAUCUAAAAACUAUAAAGGGCAGAGAUGUAGGAUCGGGUGUUUGGGUAAAUCAAACCACUUCACAGCAGGAGUUCUCAGGCUGGUCCUCAUAUAGACAUCAAAUUAAAGUCAGCGAGUCUGGCUCUCAGCCAUCAGGGUUUCUAGACUUCAAUCAAACCUGCAUGAGAAACCGAGGAACCAAUCUCACUUUUACCAACAUCAUACCGGUCUGUUAGUCCUUGAAUUCAUGACUGUUUCUGUCUUAUUCCCUGGUCCUCCAGUCCCUGUUUACUCAAUGGUGUUGCUGGUUUUAUGAGUCAGCGUUUUAGCUCCCAUCAGGAGUUUUGAGCUGGUGAGAUUACUUGGGCUGAAACGAUUCUUCAGGUAGCUCAAUUCAAAAAUAUGAUAGAGGAAUUUUCUCUGCCUCAAGUACUUCUUUGUAAACUCAAAUCGUCACUUUUGGUUUUGCAGAGCGGAAAAAACGAAUGAUGAGACGAGCUUUUCUUCUGCAGAGCUCUAGUCGCUCAUUAGCAAUUCGCCUGUGAGCCCUGUACACUCCUCUUCACGCUAACUUGCAGCCUAACAUUGCCGGUGUAGUAGAAGUAGCAGGUAACAUAGGAGAUAUUCAGCUCUCAGACACUGAUGUCUUUAAGGACAUAAUGAAAGUUAAUAUCAUAAUCAACUUUCUUACGAGCAUUACAAUCACUUGUUCCAUGAUAAUUGCACUUUUUGCACAAAAAAAUAUGUUUUAUCCGAUUACUCAAUUAAUUGAUGGAAUAUUAGGUAGAAAACUCGAUUACUAAAAUAUUCAACAGCACAAAUAGUAAAAGGAGAGUCUCUGUUAUUCCAUAUGACUGUCCAAUUGUAAAGCAUGUCAUCAAUGCUAACUCAAUCGACUUUCAGUCAAACCUAGCAUGACGUAAAGAUUAUGAGUUCAGAAAUCGGCACUUAAAUUAACAUGUUAUUGAUGGAGGGGCUUGUUUUUUCUAUGGGUGUGUAUGUGGCUUGCAAGGCUUUUGGAGCUAGCCUCAAGUGGACACUCGAGGAACUGCAGUGCUAGAUAGGCAAAGAAUAAAAGCUGUCAUGUGCCACAUGUCAAUCAAUCAAUCAAUCUGUAUUUAUGUAGCGCCAAUCAUCACAAGAUGCUUAUACAUAAAGUUGUUCCAGACUCUGUUUUUAACGACCCUGAUGGGAUCAGACCGACUCCCCUCCCUUCUUAAACAAAACAAAGAACUUCCUGUAACAGGCAGAAACCUCGAGCAGAACCAGACUGACGUUAGACAGUCAUCUGCUGAGAGUGAGCUGGUUUAGAGAGAGAGGUGCAGAUUUGUUUUAAGGUAAUGUCAUGUAGCCAUUACUAAUUACAGUCUCAUCCACAGGGGGGCGCCAAAAUCAACACAGCCCCAGGAUCAUUUUAGUCAGAAAACUUCAUUAAUGUUUGUUUUCUUGGAUCUGAAUUAUUCAGCUCACUUCUCUCCAUUUCAAUUAGGGAAACUUUCCCCUCGAGUCACCUUCUCAUUGCACAAACAAAAACAUACAUUAAACAAUUAAAAACAGCAGUAAUGCGCCGGAGCUCGGCUCUUGACUACCACUUUGCCUCUCUCAUAUAUUACUUUGUUAUGCUCCACAGAGCCCUCCAGGUUCCACUUCAACAAGCCGGAGAACUACAUCAGCAUGUAUCACCAGGAGGGGAGCGAUACGCUGUACGUGGGCGGCCAGGCCAUGGUCUAUGUGUUGACGUUUACCAACAGAGGGGUCCGCGACCUGCAGGUACGCUUAACUCCCGUGGAUUUUGCUGACUUGCAUGCAGACGUUGUUAGGAGGUUGUUUGGGGGGAUUUAAUCUCUUUGCUCCAGAUGGUGUGUUUUUAUUGAGGAACCAGGAAAGAGCGGUUUUAAAAGAUCGUUUGCAACAACCAGUUGAAGCCCUUAAUGCUGUUCACUCAAUAACACUUAGAUGAACUCACUUACUGAUGUGUUUUCAGUGUCUCCUGAUUAAUGAUCCUCGUCUGAGGAGUGUUUGGUUAUGUACAAAAUGAGCUUUUCCAUUUUCCGUCUUCCUAACUCUCUUAUUGCUCCUGAUAAAAUUAGAAUAACACCUCUGCAUAUGCGCCCCUCUCAGUCUGUUGUACGUUUGGUUUCCUUGGUGUCACAUAUUUCCAAGAAUAGCUCGGCCCACCUUCAGCCUGAGCAGAGGUCUAAUCAGGCAAACUAACGAAAAUAACCUGUCUGGGUGUUCAGGGCUCUCAAGUCAAGUCAAUUACAUUUUCUUAAUAAAGGCCAAAAUUGCAAAAUGUCCCAGAAGAUUAAGAUUUGACUGUCGGAUGAGCAACCUGGAGCCUGUUAACCCUUUAGAGGGCCUGUCUGAGUGCAGACCAGCAGACCGAUGCACCUUCAUGUCUGUGCAUUCAGCAUGCAGGAGGCAGCAGGCAAUUAGCAUAGCUUAGCAUGAAACUGUAGGCAGGAGAACAGCUUGUCUGUUGUUGCUAGAGGUAAAACUGUGCCUACAGACUCCUCUGAAGCUCACUAAUGAACAUGUUGUUUCAUAUUCAUUCAAUUUGUAGAAAAACGAGGACGGUAAAAACAGCAGAUUUACUUCCAGAGGUUGUGUCGCUCCUUUGUGAUUGAUGAAACGUGUCUUAAAUUUAGCAGAGGCAGAGCUAGUUCAGGCAGGCACCAGUCCAAAGUACACCUGCUGAUCUCAAAACCAGCCCUGGUCGCUCAGCUGAUUACCUCCUACUUUUUAACCUUCCUCUGCACCAGCUCCUCCUGUAUUUUUCCUCCUGUACCUCGGUGGUCUUUGCUGCUGCUCUCCCUGCCUUGGCUUGUAAUGUAUGCUGAUGAUGCAGAGGGAGGUCUGCUCUUUCCUCUGCUGGCUUUGACGUCCCACGUACACUCGUGGAAGGGCGGGACCUCUCAGAACAGAGCCACACCGUUAACUAGAACUUAAUGCAUGCAAAAAUGAAUCCUCCUUGACUUUGUGGGCCUGACUGAAAUAAAAGUUGUAUAAAAGUGAACCACUGAGUAUUAGCCAAUUACAGCACAGCAAGCUGGAUCUUUGAGAGCUUAAGGCCCCGUUUAUACAUACCCGGUUAUUUUUAAAAACAGACAUUAACCAUGAUUUGCACCCUUAGUUUAGAUGCAAACGGUGCAUUUUACCCCUGAAAAUGAUGCUUUUUAAAAAAUCUGUCCAGAGUGGAGAUUUUGGAAAACUUCAUUUACACAUUUGUAUGUAAAUGGAGGUACACAGAGAUUUGGGUAGCUGACAGCAGAUAGCGCUCCGGAAACUGGGUUAAACGCGACGUUGUUUACAAACUAUGGUGAUCAUGGAUGCAUGCAGAAUAGCAGUCGCAUUUAUGCUGGUGCACUCCCUUUAUAUUUGUUUCCCUGCUAUGCGGGAUUCUGAUUGGCUAACAUGGGCUUGAGCUUCUCACUACACUGCCACCUACAGGUUUGGCAUGCUCUUGACAGCAAAAAUACAUGUGUUAGUAUAAAUGAAAACUUUUCUGGAAAUGUAGUGGUGUACAUGUGGUUUUUUUCGUAAACGGAGAGGGUAAAAGGUCCGUUUAUGACAAUAGCGAGGCACGUGUAAACAUAGUCUGGAGGUGGAUCUUCUUGUCCCUGGAUAAAGACUCCUGCUCCUGGUUUGGUUCUUCUACUUUCAUAACUUUGCUGCUAGAGUCCACCAGAGUCUAAAAAAACAACUGAACUGAGCAGAAGCAGAUCAGCUCGUCCUCAGGAUAAAGUACAAUAGGUGAUAACUUGAGCUGUCCCUCUUUCAUGCCUCCUGCACCGUUUUAAACCCUAAGUAGCUGAGAAAGAUGUUAAGCUCAGAGUGCAUGUACUACCAGAAAAAAGAGUGAUCUGACAUGAAUCACAAGUAGCAGGUUUAACUGAGCGUAUUACUCUUAAAUAUAUUCCUCUCUGCAGGUUUGGUCCGAUUCUGCAGCAUGAAAACAAAUACAGCUGCCCUCCUGCUGUGAGGGCCACACAGAGAGCCAGAGAGGUCAGAGAGAGAGAGAGAGGGGCGAGCUAACCGGCCUGCAGCUGACCCGCUUCAGCGGCUCAGGGUGAAAAAAGUCAGGUCAUGCAUACAUUAGACAUUCCUCUUCCUGUGAGGAAAGAGGACAUAUUUCAUAGAGCUAAUAAUGUCAGCAGAGGCUCAGGAUUACACACCGUGUGGGAUCCAGCGUCAGAGCCACUGACUGCUCUGACAAAUUGAAGCGACCGCUCACUCGCUCACUCAGUGCUUCAUCCGAAUGUGACGACAGCCUGUUUUCAGAAUAAUUGAGGGCUUUGAGAUGUUGUUCUCUCAGUGGAGGCAGAAAGAAUGGAAGAAAAACACCAGUUGGGUUUUCUGUCUUAUGGCAUUGAUGGACUAUUAGGAUGUUUAAUGGUGUGUUUUUCUUCUGCACAUAUUUAAGAGACAUUUUGUCAGGAUAGCAGCAGGUUUGGUGAAGCAAAGACGUUAAAAACGCUUUUUUAAUACAGCAAGAGCAAAAAUGUUCUCUCUGCGUCAGUCAAGCAGGAUGAAAGAGUGAGAGAGACGUUUCUACCAUUGAGAAAUUACAGUGGGAGUCGUUCAUUAUUAAAGGGUCAGCAGAGUCAGAUAUCUAACUUUUACAAUGUUUGUUUGACUGAAGGGCAAAACGCUCAGAUGAAUUCAUUCUGCCUCUUUUCACCAGUUUUCUACCGACGUACAAAAAGAACAGAUUGGUUUAGGCAGGGCUGGACACUAACUUUACUCACAAGGAGCACAUGAAGAACUUUAGAGGCACAAUGAAAACUGAUCAAACAAUGUGAGUCUUAUUGGUCGACAUAAGUACUAUUAUUUAAAUCAAUUUUAGGUCUUUUGGUCAUGUGACAUUGAAGCUCUGAGAACAUCAACCGGUAAUUUAUUGACGGUCCCUUAUUUAACACCCAACGUUGACAGUGAGGGUGUUGAGUAGACUUAACCGUGCUGCUGGUCUUAUGAUCUUGUGUAGCUCUAUCGGAGAAGUUUAGCUAAAACUGACACUUAACGUCCUUAGUUUGGAUCUAAUUUAGUUUCACAUUAAAGUAAAAUUAAGAAAAUGUUUGAUUGUGGUAAAAACCUGCAGAUGAAUUGUGCAAAAACAGCUAAAGAUGCAGAAAGACGAUACAGACAAGAUCAACAUCUAUCAGCUCUCUGUUUGAAACUUAGUUCUGAAUUAAAGAGGGUUUAAUGACGGAGGUUUCUUAAUCUCAUUUUGUUCUCGGGAAUUAAAGCUCCUGUGAAGAGUUUUAGCUGCUUAUGAAACAGACUGAAAAUAAUACCAACGUCUCUUGAUAACCUAAAAAGCAAACAAGACCAUCAGGGGGAGUUUUAUCAUUCCUGCAGAGCAAUCUUUAACUGAACCGCCACGAGGGAUGUCAGACAAGAAGAUUAACAACCAGCAGCCGAGACGAGGAAAACAAGGCAGAGGAGAACUUCUUUUCUGCAUUUAUAAUCACUGCAUUUCAAACUUUGUCUGUCUGAAAAAAACUCCUCACAGGUGUUUUAGAGGGAUCCUGGGAAAUGUGGCGUACAUAAAAAAGAGUAAAUGAUAAAUAAAUGCAGCUGAAGUCAGUGUCUGCUGGCUGUGAGGAUUGUGUUUCAGGGUCGCCGCCGCCGUCUUCAUGCUGAAACCGAGAACUUGGCACAAACUAAACCCUCCUUCCUCCCACAGAUCCCAGCGGCUUCUGAUCAGACUGCGAUUGAUACCUGCAAGGCGAAGGCGGCACCGCUCGAGGUAGAAGCUCAUCUUCACUGUCAGCACCUCCAUCACUCCUGCAACGCUCUCUCCAUCAGUGGAUCAUCAUCAGCACCAUCCUGUUCGCUCAUCACCAUUCCCAUCAUCAUCAUCUUCAUCAAAGUCAUCAGCUCUCGAACCGCGCCGAGGUUAGCGCUUUAGUUUUGAUCGGCUGGUUUAGACUCAUGUUGUUUCUGUAGGACUUGUGAGACUAAAUGUUAUGAAUAAAUGCAACAAAAACCUGCAAUUACCAGAAGCGGACAUAAAAAAUGCUAAUGUAUACAGAGCAGAGCACACAGGAGACAGCUGCACCUCAAAAUGAGCAGAGCAAACAAAGCAAACACGAGCGAGAUGUUAAUAACUGAAGUCAAUAAUUCCACCAGGUUUCACAGAGAGGCUGAGGGGAAAAAACAGGAUUUAAUCCAAUAUUUAUCUUUUAAUAAGUCUUAAAUGUUGGAGAGCUUCAUUUUAAUGUGAAACGCUCCAAGGCUAAUGAAUAAUCUUAACAAGCUGAGGAAGCGGAGCUCCUUAAUAUCCUGAAAACAAAGAAAACCGACGACAGAAACAGUCGAUUCGGGCAGAAGAGUCAAAGGCCUCCAGACUUUAAGGGUCCUUUCAGAUACCGAGACUCCCAGAGACAUCAGUCAGUAAUUCCAACAUCCAUCUGACACAUUUUUAUAAUUACAGGAAAUUAACAAGACCCUGAAAUCAUGUUUCAUCUACACUCGGUUAAUUUUAUGCAUUUUCUCGACCCAAAAAAGACGGGAAUUAAUUUUAUGCCGCUUUAAUUAGCCGGAUUUGAAACUGGAGAUGCUUCACAUAUGGCUCCGAUCUCCAUCAUCUCCAAGUAGGACUCUCUGAGGGUGCACAUGACUUCAGUUUGUCUCAUGAAGGAUUUGGUCGAGAGUACUGAAAAUAUUUAAACAGAGGAUGGUUUGCUCCCCUGAAAUGUGAAGAUUCAGAUCCAAAAUUCAGACCACGUUCUCGAUCCUGAGCGGCGAUCAGACCCGACGUACAGUAUUUACAAAAACACUGUACAGUUGCGUGACAGAUGCGGACUGUAAACUCACAGAAAUGAAGGCUAACGAAAAGAUUUCAGUUACACAUUUGAGGUCCGACUUGCACAUAUCGGCUCCAGAAAAACGGUCUCUCUCGAGCAGGAGAGGCAGAAGGCGAAGUGGAUCUUGGCGUACAGGAAUCCAAGAAUAAAUAUGUUAUCAUCUGACAACUGUUUAGCUUUAAUGAAUCUCUGCUAACAGAUAUUUGCAUGCUAGUACAGUAACACCCUCUUCUCAGAUCUGGUCUCUUUCAUUUCUUGAACUGCACGGACCAGAAAACCUUUGGGUUUCACUGGAAGCUCUAAAGACUUCUUUCUGGACCCUGAGAUUUGGGUCCACGAUCAAAAAAAAGCAGCUGGCAUCUGGACGUGGACUGCAAUCCAUCCUGCUGAAUAAAAAUGCUUAUUUAAAGGGAUUAAAGAGCUGAGCAGUUGUCUAAUCGAGGCUGAACGCUGCAGGGUUGGAUUUACUUCUCCUAGUUUUCCAGCACCACUGAAACUGAGUGUAUGAUACCACUUGGACUCCAUCCAUCCAUUUGUUUCUGCUGAUCUGGGGGUGGAAAACAGUGGCAGCGAACUAACUCGGUCUCUGCGAGCAUCUCUUUACCUGCUCCUCCUGAGGGAUUCAGGCGUGGAUGUAAAAUACGUCUAACCUCUGAGUUUGACAUGCUGAGAAAACCUGCGAAGGAUGGCGCCUCAACUGGCGAGGGGUGGUGGUGGCUUUGGUCUGAGUUCAUGACCAUACUUCCUUCAGAGGAAACUCCAAAUUUCAUUCAGACCGCUUAAAGACUCACUUUCAGACGAAGCAACCUGCUGCAAAACGAGGCCUUGAACUGGACUCAAAGGCUGCGGUUCACUUACUCAAAUCAGAAUUCAUCUGUUAAUAGAUCCCGUCUUGAAAUGUCGAGUGAACGCCCAGAACUCUGCCAGGAGGCCUCUCUUCUUGGCAGAUCUACUUGAAAGUCCAAAACCCUGCCCUCAAACACAUUUGUCACCGGGUCUGAGGAAGAGAAUCAGUCCAUCAAAACAUUACCGCACAAAUCCAGAGAUGAUUGCAUUUCCUGAAACAGGUCAGACCUCGCUCGGAGACAAUGUCAAUAGGUUACUUAAAGAAACGUAAGCGAUUUAAAAGCUUUCACUUCUUUCUUAUUCUGCUGUCCAUCACUCUGAAGCAUCCAAGGCUCAGACUCGACAGUCUGCAGUCCGAUAAUCUCCCGUCUGAUGGCACUGAAGGACUGAUAUUCAUCUUUUUUUCACACAUAAUGUGCACUCUGCAGAAGCCGGAUGUCUAAUGGACUCCAACCAUGAGUAUGUUUUCAUCAGGGCAAGAGCUCUCACCGAAAUUAACUGGCCAAGAAACUCCAUCAUUUCAGUUUCGCCUCUCAAAUCCGACUGUACAAAGUUUGAAAAGAGUGUUACUGGAGUUAUGGCACAGAACAAAGAGGGCACUGUCUGCUCUGCAUAAACAGAGCUGAAGCUUCCAGGGAGUCUGGCAGCGGCAGAUGGUGGAAAAUAAGAACGCUCUCUGACUGACGCAGUAAAUCUCCCCCAAUAAAACCCCCCAGUGCUGGGAAGGAGAGUGAAGGACAGAGGCAGCAUCCCUCAAUGACAGGUUUCUGGAGAACAUUACCUGUGUGUGCUCGAGUGGAGAUGGUGUAACAGUAUGUAGCACACAUAACAUGAUGGGCAUAUUUCCAACCAUCGCUGAGCUAGACGUGUCAUUGGACUGACUGUUCGAGUCAGCUUCAAGUUGUCCAGAGCGCCCACGGUUUCUGAAAACUGAGUCCAACCAGCAACUUUAAACAAUGAGUAAACUCAGAAAAUCCAUCGUCUUCAAUAAUCUUCAACUCUCUCUUGGAUUUUCAGGGUUAGCGUUUGAGAGUUUUGCAAAACAAGGCGCCCCAUAAAGCCGUUUCUAAGGUGACCAUACAUCCUCUUUUACCUGGACAUGUCCUCUUUUUGGGGGGCUGUCCAGGAAGUUUAUAAAAAUCCUUCAAAUGUCUGCGGUUUUGUACGCAAGUUUCGAGUUUGUGUCGGGUGGAAUUACUGAGUUAGAAGCGCGUAAAAGACACUUGAUCCAAACUGAAAAACUCAAAAUUUUUCAUCGCAAAAUAUUAGUCACCUGCAAAUGACUUGGCAAAGAUAGAAUAAAGACACAAAUCCAAUAUCCCAGAAAAAAACCCAAACACAGCGCCAAGUGUGGCCAACCCACCGACUAUGUUGAUAGAUUUAGCGACUUUCAGACACUCCUAGCGACGUAUUUUCAAAAUAGUGCCUAGAGACAAAUCUAGCGAGUUAUCUGGAGUUUAGAGACUCUAACAUGGAAGCAGGUUUCGAUGUUACUCUUCUCAGCGGGUAGCUGGUGUGCAUCAAAACCACAGACACGUACAGACACUCCUCCUCGGUGGGUUUGACUAAAAAAUUAUGCAAAUUAGGCGAUGACGUCAUCUAGCGACUUUUGGGACAGCCACUAGUGACUUUCCUUACUGAGGAGCUGGCAACACUGACAGUGCCCUUAUGAGGCAGCUACAGCUAAAAACUGCAGUUCUUCAAGUGUCCACAAGAGGCUAGGUCUGAUAGCACCACAUGCUACAUAUACAUUUAUAGCGAAAUAUGAUUACUAUAGAAACCAGCAGGAGACGUCAGUGAGAUUCAGUCCGUGUUUUACACCAUCUAUGACUUACUGCACCGCCGUUUCCUCGGGAUAGUAGUUAAUUAUUACAGAGAUUACAGUUUCAGCUCGCAGCAUGUCGCCCACCAGGAGCAGCCAUGCCUUUAAUUACAAACUUUAAAAUAGGACAAACAAAUAUCCUCUGUGGCUGCAGAUAUUAAAGGUUAUCAUGGAGCUCUGUGGGGAUUUGCUCACCUGUGAAGCUGGCCCCAAGUGGCGCUUUGUGGAACUGCAGAUGCAUAAAUCUACUGCCUUCUGCCACUCGGUGAUAAAAUCAACUUAUCUCAGAGUGAGAGAGCAAACCUGGAGUCUAAACUGAACAUGUCUUUCUAAAGAUGAAAUAAAACAUACAAACUUGCAUAUACACGCCAAAAACUACCAACCCGCCUACCCGUCCACCUACAUAUCCACCUACUCAUCCACUUACACAAGCUCCGGCCUUGAUUUUAGGACUUGCUGAUCUUCUUCCUCCAUCUCCAGUUUCUUUUCUAACCUCGUUUCCAUCAGAGUUUGUGAUUUGAUUGUUUUCUAAAGAGCUCCCUUCUUAGUUUAAGACUCUCCGCUGCGACUUAAGCCCGAAAAGGCGGCCCUUGAGGAUGUACUCUGAAUUCAUUUUCCUCCUCCAUCUGCUAAUGUCUCGGAGGUGGAAGUCCAUUUUCUGUACUCAGUGAAUAAGUGAUGCAUAUGGAGUGAUGCGGCGCUGUACUGCAGGGCCAAGCCUCCACGUGUGCUGUCUGCCAAAAAUGUUUAUAUCAUGGAUCGCCUCCAAAUUCUCUUGAAUCGCCCCCUCUCUCUCUCUCUCUCUCCUCAGUAAUCUGUUUAGUCUUGUACUCUCGCUUUGUUUCCCAAUCCUUCUUUUCCACCUUCCUCCCCUCUGCUCUUGUUUUUCCUCAUUCCGGUAGUUUUCCUCUCUCCCUCUGCGCUCCGUCUCCCUCUAAUCUUUGCUUCUCAAAUGCCUGAGUUUGUUAUUUUCCCCCAUUUUUGCCUCUCUGUCUCUCUGCAUCUUUUAUCCCUCUCUGAAUUCCUGUUUUUUUUCCCUCCUGCCUCAUUUUCUCCUGCCUUUGUACCUCUCUCUCCUCUUGUCUCUUUAUCACAGCUGGAGUGUGAUAAUUUCAUCACCGUCAUUCAGAAAGUAAAUGACACACUCAUCGUAUGCGGGACAAACGCUGGGAGCCCCAGGUGCUGGAUGCUGGUAAGAGUUCUUCGUAUAAAUUCCUUGAAAUGCUUCUUGAUAGUCUCAUGUAGCUCGUACAAAUGCCCAGAGUUUAUGGUUUGCAGCUGCGGCUGCUGCUCCUCGAGUGUAAACGGUCUGUAAUCGUGAUUGGCCUUUAUUUAUUCGCUCACUUGUUUCAGAUGAAGGCCUGGAGUUAUUUAUUCCCAUAGAGGAUGUUUAAUGAAUGGGUAAUAAAAUUAAGCACCCAAGAAUUAGAAGAAAUUUCUCCAAUCCACUUUAUUCACUAAUUGAAAGUGUUGGAUAUUUGGUGAGAAGCUGUAAGUUUAUAAUUCAUCGAAUGGUUUCAAACGCGGGGCCACCCCCAGGCUAAGUCUUUCCCUCCUCUCCUGUCAGGUGAACGACACCGUGCUGACUGACGUUCAAGGGAACGGGCAGAUAGCUUCGGCCUCUGACAUCUCACCAGCCUACCCUUCCCAGAAGUCCAUCAACCUGCCUGCAGGUAAGAAAUGCAAAGAGGAAACCAAAGGUGUGCUGGCAGAGUUCAUGAUUCACUGAAGGAGGAGGAGGAGGAGGAAGAAAUAAAACCUUGAAAAAGCACAAAAAUCUUCAGUGGAGCUUCUCAACAAAGGAGAGUCUUACUUAUGAAAACCAGCAUCAGCAGCUGGAAGAGGACUGCAGGUUAAUGAGCUCCUGUGUGACCACGAGCAGAGCACUGAGAGUUCAAAGUUCACAGGAUUAGAAGACCUGGACCAGCUGGAUCUUCUCCUGGUGGGAGUUUGGUCAAACCGGCAACACGAUACACAACUACUCACAAUCUGCUGAUUGGAUGAAGCCGACGAACAGGCUACAUGCAGCUAGCUAAUGUAAAAGUUUGAUCCCAUGACGACAAAAAGAAAACGUGAAGUGACCAAAUUUUAACCAGCGGUCAAAGAAACGGACAGCAGAAAAGUUUCUGAGCAGUCUGGAUGAGGGCUGCAACGAUGAGUCGACAUUGUUGACAAAAAUCAAUCAUGAAAAAAGUCGACGGUGAAUCCGAUUGUCGACUAUCGCCAGACGUGGAGUGAGACAUCUUACUUCAUUACAAAAUCUGCCCAGAGUCACACACGCGCAAUAGCAUCUUCGCCAAGUGGUAGGGUAUUCAAACAUGGCGGCGCCGGCGUCCCAUACAGCAGCUACGAGUACGCACUCAAAAACCUCCAAAGUUUGGGAGAACUUCAGCCUAGAUAAGAUGAAAAUGUUCAAAUCAGAAGAAAAUUCAUGACCAUCAAAUUAAUCGGCUAAUCGUUUCAAUAGUCAGUGAUGAGUCGGAAAAUAGUCGUUAUUAUUAGUUAUAAUAAUAAUGUUAUAUUAGUUGCGGUAUGUCAGACGAAGAAUUAAAAAGACUGAAUUUUGAGGUUGACUAGAAAAGUUUGAGUGACGUCUUAUGUCUGUGGAGUUGAAGGUAGUUUGGUUGAAUUACAGCGGCGUCGCUAACAUGAUGGUUGGGGAUGAUGGUUCCCCUCUGGUCUGUAGUCCUGGUGUACUUGUUUUACCUCAUGGACCUUGCCUAAGGGUCCACCCUGGAUAUGGGUUCUUAUGCAUCUAUCCAAACAACAUGACCAGGAAAAAGAAAUGACUUGUUUGAUGGCGUGUUUGAUUGAAGUCGCAGUGAUUUAAUGAUGUUUGAGGACGUGUCACAGUCUGAACCGAAUCGCCGUCACUCUCCAUACGGUUAUUUCUGCACAAAGACGUCUCCUCUUAUGUAAACUUUGAAGCAGGAACACUUGUGAGUGUUUGGCUCUCAGGAGAGACACGGCUCUUACGAUCGCUCUCUAUUCAUAACAUGCAAAUAAGAAAUAUGAAGACGCUUUUAUCUGAAGUAUCUCAGUUCUUCAAAGACACACCGGGGUUCGUGGAUUUGGAUUUAAAGGUGGUCUUCAAGAACAAGAUACAAUACAGCGGAGUUCGCCCCACACAUACUAGUCUAUAUCUAGAACUAGGACCUAUCUCACCUUUGCUUGGAGUAAAUAUUGGGUUUUUGGCUCCAUGUUUGUUCAAGUGCACGGAUCAAAUUCAGGGAAAAAAUAUUUCAGCCUCACUACAAACAGAAUUGGAUCACAGCGAGAGUAACUUUUUCAUCAAUUUUACAAUAAAAGAGACUUUUUAAGUCGGUUAUAGAGAAGUGAAGUGAUUCCCAGCACCGCUGAAUCAAAGUCUUAAUCUAUCAGUGUCAGGGUCGGGCUCUGCCUGCAGUGUGAGGCUUCAGAGAGAGACGAGAAUCAGAGUUUGAAGCAUGACUACAAAGUCAGGAGACAUGAGAUGUGUUUGACUUAAUUAGCCCCAAACCACAAAUCUGUAUCACAGGAGGGAAAAACCCAAACCAGGACUGUUUAAUUACUGCUUUUAGAAAAACAGACCUUAAAACAAUAACCGGAUGGACCUCCAGGUGUUGGAGUAAAGUCCUCAGAGUUCUGUGUUUGGCCUCCUCUUGUGUACGAAGGAAUUAACAGAUCUUGUUUGACAUUUGGAAAGUGUAUCAUCACUAGAAGAUCACAUCACACCGCCCUGAAUGUCAAACACGUGAGAGCCGCCCAUCUGUGGUCCUGCCCUCUGAUUGUUACUGGAUGUAAAACUUGGAGCAUUAACAGACUCGGAGGUUUCAGGAUGGUAGAAGUUCCCAAACAUAAACCCAGCUGUUGUCCACGUCCAGAAUAUCCUGGUGAUUUAGAUCAGGAUACCUAACCGGGCGUAUGUUUUAUCUACUCUAAAGAUUUUAUGUACCCUCAGCACUCUCCCUGCGUCGACAUAGAUUUCUCAGGAAACUCGAUAUUUGGCCACAUUUCAACAUCCACAGACCGCUGACUGUCUGCUGCAUUGUUCCAGUCAACGGAGACGCCGGUGGCAAAUCUUCUUCAUGAGUCUCGCUGUUUUCCUCCUGAUUCUUCACAGUUGGAUCCUUUUACUGCAAAAAUGACCACCUGUUUAUCUGGAUCUCAAAAUGUAAAGUAGGGAAAAACAAAACACCUCCUCAUCUCUGCAUCACCGUGCUCCUAUCCUAACCCAUCCUGUAGCUGAGCUCCCACAUCUCUGCAGGUGCACACUUCAUUAGAUCACGCUCACCUCCGUGGAAAACAGCAUGAAGUGCAGAAGGAUUUAGAGUCGCUGCAGACCGGCUUAACUCGGCGUCUUCCUUUUCUUUGCAGUUUGCUGGAGCUGCACGCUCGUCUUCUUUAAUCCUGACAUACCGCCCUUUCUGCACGCUCUGAUGUUUGCACAGAUAGACAGUCGACUCUACAAAGUUCUCCAACUUUUACUUUUUAAAUUCAACACUAUCCGACACACACAAAAAAAUCCAUUUAUUAGCGACGCUCCUGUCCUAGACCUUCAUCAGGAAAAACCGUUUAGCAGCUUGAAUCUCCUCCUGAAGGUCUGAACCCAACAGGGACAACCCCAUCGAUGAAAAUCCUCUUUUUAGAGCGUCUGAUGCUGUAGGUGUGUUUGACGCUCGUCAGGGGGGCUGUGAUUGGACGUCCGCUCAAUGGUCUGCUCUGGUUUAGCGAUUACAUGGAGGAAAUGUCAAUAUAAAGGAGGAUGAGGAUGGUCCCGUCAAGGACAAAUCAGUUCAGUUUGCAGUCAGGAGAGCGAUGUUAGGGGGAUGUUUGUAUCUUUACGAGUCCUUUUCUCAAUGUUAUCAGAAACCAUCACAGCUUGUUUACUUACCUGUAUCUCACCUUGAUGGAGUGUAUUUGUCCCGGUGAACUACACUGCAUAUACUAGCUGUUAAAGCCGCUCUUAUUUACACCUGAAAACCUCCUGAAAACAGCGCCUUGAUUCCAAAAUACCAGAUUUCUAUUAAUACCAUGUCUUCCUUCGCCGGUGAGGCCCCCAUGACCCGAGUAAAAAGCAGUUAAGGGUGUAAUUUGUCGAUUUCAUCACAUGGGACUCCAGAGGUGCGCACCUCUCCGCGGGGAAGUGAACCUUCAGUUGUUUGAUCGUUAAGAAGUGCGGAGAGCAGCUGACUUAAAAGAGAUGUUUCCAAUUAAAGCGACCUUUCAGCAGUCGCUGCGUAAUAAUGAGGGACGGACGAAUUUGUGAAGCCAUCUGCCGCAGAUGGAUUGUUUGUGGAGACAAUCAGAAAUUAGUGCGAGGUUAGUUUGCUCUGCGGGAGGCUUCCCCAGAUGAGCAUCGAUUGUUGGAGCAACGACGCGAGCCUUUACUGGAGUUUAGCAGCGUCCUAAUAACGAUCAGUUCUAAUUGAGAUGUUGCUGCCAUCACCGCACAUGCUUCUCCUCUGCAUCGCUAUGGAGACAGACGGCUUUAAGAGGGGUUAUAGGAACACGGCGGUGGUGGCUGCUCAUCAGUGCAGCAGCCCGUCUGCCUCGAUGUCUUCUUUGCUAUUUCUUCUUUUUUUUCUCUCUCUCCCUCUUUAUCCUGUCUGCGGCCUCCUGGGCCCUCCCUUCUUUCCAUCUCCACCCCCCUCUCUGUGUUUAAUGUUCUCUCUGUGUUUCUUCUUCCUUUCCAGCUUCAAUCAAUCCCCUUCUGUUUCUUCAAUCUAUCAUCCUUCCCCCUGUGAAUACUCUGAAUACCCGGCAUUGCCUUUUUCUUUUUUUUUACUCACUGUUUUUCUUUUCUUCUUACCUUUUUUUCCCCUCUUGUUUUUUCCUCAGAUGGGAAUCUGUAUUCUGCGAUGUCGUCGGUGGCAGGUCACGCCGGCUCGAUCCGGCGUACGUUUGGCUCCCAGAAACUCCUGAAGACAGAGAACAUUUGGCUGCUGAGUGAGUAGGAGGAACACAGUUACAGAAAAUUUUACAGGUUCAGACUGAAGGAAACGGAGAUUGUUGGUUUCAAAUCCCCUAAUGCAGUUCCCAUGGGAAUACUGAGUGCAUGUAUUAUCAUUGUUGCAUGUUAUUUUCAGCAGCAAGUAAUUAGCCUUCUCCAACAGUCUUCAUAGAAUUACAUAUUUCUGCUGAAAUAUACAUUAUCCAGUACACCAGAAACAUGAUCUGCUUUGUACAACACACAGAGCACAUUAGCUCUUAUUUAAUAUGCAUUAUCUGGCGUGCACUAAACAUUAUCUUGUGUGCAAGAUAUCAAGAAUACAAUAAAAAUUAAGAGUGCAUUAUCAGUUAUCAGCCUUCAGUGUACAUUAUCUACCAUGCACACAUUCAGUAUCUCACAUGCAAUAUGCAUCAUCUGCAAAGAGACAGCAUGCAUAUACAGAUGUAGAAUGUGAUAUACAUUAUCUGGUUUGUAAAACACACCAUCGAACAUCUAAUAUACAUUAUCUGGAAUGUAAUAUACAUUGUCUAGUAGGCAAUAUACAUUAUCUACAUUACAACUCUAAUUACCUAGAAUGCACUACACAUUCUAACUAUCCAGUAAACAUUAUCUAACAUACACACAUCCAUUAUCUAGGUUGCACUUCAUAUGAUUCAACAUGCAUUACAACAUUAUCUAGCGUGCAGAAACAAAACUUAGCAUGUCAUACUCUCUAUCAAAUGUUCUUGUAUACAUUAUCUAGAAUUAAUACACCUUAUCUGUUUUGCAGUAUACAUUCUUAGUACAACUGUCGUAUGCAACUUGUGUAUUAUUAUUCUAUGCUAUAGUACAGAUACUGCAUUCUUAAUAAUGUAUAUUGAAAACUAGAUAAUGUGUGAUUCAGGAGAUAAUGUAAACUUGACAAUACGAUCAUGUAUAUUUAACAGUAGAUAAGGUCUGCUGGAUGCUUGUUUAUGUUGUUAUCUGGAAUGAAAUAUGCAUUAUUAAGUUAUCAAUACAGAUCAUCUAUAAUCUAACAUACAUUAUCUGAUUUGCAAUAUGCAUUAUUAAUUAUUAAAAUAUUAAAAUAGUGUACAAUACACAUUUCCUGAAUGCAAAAUUCAUUAUCUAAAAAGUUAUAGAUAUAUUUUAUCAGAUAUGAAAUUUAUCUAGUUGGUAAUAAACAUUUUCUGACAUGUAAUUAACAUUAUCAGACAUGUUAUAUACAUUACCCGUCUUGCAGUCUACAUUCCCUUCAUUGUAAUAUCCUUAAAAUAAUGGGCAAAACACAUUCUAACAAUUGUUUGAUUUACAUUAUUUAGCAUAUUUGUGUUAUGCAUUAACAUCACUAGCUUGCCACAAACAUUUCUUACAAUGUAAUAUAUACUAUUCACCAUGCACAGUUCAUUAUAUGCUGUGCAAACAUGCAUUAUUUUCCCGUAGAGCGUCUUGUGUGCAGAGUUAGCUCAGCCUAGUCGUCCCUCACUCUCUCUUCACAGUUUCCUUCUCUUCCCACUCUCCUCUCCUCCAAAUAAAGCCGUUGAAAGUUUAAAAAGUAAUCUUUUAAAAGCACCUUUUCUCCAUUACGGUGGGAGCCUGUAAGUCGCACACUCAGGCUGAAGCGUUUCUCAAUUUCAUUGUGCAUUAUGUAAUGAUUACGGAGGCACUCUCUGUUCCAAAUACAGCUUCACUGGAAGCUGAUAUCGCCUGAGUCACAAGAAGUCUUGAAGGUAAAUUGAAAACAAAGUGACUAUAUCUCAAGAGACACUUGCUAUUCUCAUCACCAGAUCCGCAGUUUGCCGGCGCAGCAAUAAUCCCGUCUUCACAAAAGUUUAAAGAGGAGAUCUACUUUUUCUUCAGCGAGAUCAACAAGACCGCCAGAGUGGAUGAGGAGCCUUACAGGGCGCGCAUCGGCCGGAUCUGCACGGUAACGUCAAACCUCUCUGCUUUCAUUUAAGUAAAUCUGCUUUUUCUGUUUACAACCUCAAAAUGAUUGAUUUCACAACACUAAAUGUACAAGUUACUGAUGUACUGAUGUUGCAGCGUUGACUCCACACUGACAGAAGGGAGCUGUGUUAAAUGAUCGGUGACCAAAACCCUCUCCUCUCCUCUCCUCUCCUCCCUCGGCGUGACGCUGCUCUGCUGCUGCUGCUGCGUUGCAUUUGUUUACACUAACAGCUCGACUUUCCUCUCCACACCAUUGAUUUUGGCGAACACAACUAUAUUGAAUUUAAUCCACUCAAUGUUACAUCAAGAAACUUCCAACUAAAGCACUAUCAGUCAGUUAUCACGUGCGGAGCACUGCAUGGUGAUCCUGCAGAUGCUGCAUCAGAUCUGAAGCAGCGCCUCAGUCUUCUCUGCAGCUCUGUCCAUGAUGGAGCUCAUGGGUGGUCUAACCUGGACCUGCAGCUCUGUCCAUGAUGGAGCUCAUGUGUGGUCUAACCUGGACCUGACAUCCACACAGAGAGUUAAACUCCGGGACUGAUCUGUGCAGUACUGCUCUUUGGAGAAACGUGUACGCACAUUUCUUAACACUUUCUAAUUAGAGACAUUAAAGCUGGAACAGCUGCUGCUCAGUCUGAAUCCUGACUUAUCUGAAGAGUUAAUCUCAGACUUUAAUCCCAAAAAAGACCCAAAUUAAAAGAUUAAUCAUUGACGAUGAAAGGUAAGGUCUAGUGUGAUGAUUACUUAUCUUAAGUUUCUUCAUUUUUUAUCCAAAGAAAAGUCUUUUUUUCUCUCUUACAUAUUUAACCGGGACGAGGGGAGAGCGGGUUCAAACUAACACAUUUUAGGUUUGGAUGAAUAAUCUUGAAAAUACUAAAAUUAGAUUAAACAUAUUUUUAAACAACAAACAAACACAAAUAUCUUGUUUUUAUGCUUUACCAUUUCUGCAGAGUUACGCUGAAAGUCGUGAACAUGAAACGUUAAAAUGACUCUAAACACGGUUGACUGGGAAAUCAGCAGGGCUGCUUUUAAAUAUGUCUUGAACACAACUUAUUCAAUACAAUUAUUGAUAUACGCUUUUGUAAAAUGAUAGUAUUUGUGGACUUUUGAGAAGAUGCAUAUUUAAAUAUCUCUGCACCUAUCCUUUAAAGAGGUUGUGUGUUUGCGCUGCACACCGGAGGAGAGUUUUCAGACCUCAGAAGUCUCUCUCUUUACUUAUUCAUGUUUGCGUCAAAUUAGAGUCGCCUCGAUAUCAGAAUUUUCAUCUUAUGAUUAUUGUGGCCAUAAAAUAUCAAAAUUAUAUCAAGAUAAUUAUAGAAAUCUUUACAAUAAAACAACUACAUCAGUCAAUUUAAGGAAAGGCAACCAGUGAGUGUGAAUACUGGAUAAUCUUUGCUAACAGGUGCAUUUAUGAGCUGUUUCUGAUGAUGCUCAAAUCUAAGAUUUAUCCACAUACUUCGCCCCGUGAGCGACACUUUUGAAAGAGGAUGUUGCCUUAAUGGAUGAUUAGCCGUCAUGCUUUCAUUUUGAAAAGUACAUCUUCUAGUAGGUUGUAAAUUGCAGAACUGAAUGAAAAUAGCUGUAAAAAAAUACAGUCAGAGAGUUUAUAUCUAAUUGAUGAGUAACCUGAAGAUACACAGGCUCUAAUCCUGUUUUAAAAGUGUAAAAUCACGUCUAAAUGAGCUGCUAAAACGAGCUUAAAAUGAAAAUACUUUUCAGAGCUUCAACUAAAUGAUUGCAGUUUGUUGGAUCUGUGAAUUGAAAAAACUUGGAACUACUCCUUUAAUUGUUAAAUCCACAGUUAAUCUCUGACGUCUUAUUGGCCUCCUUUAAACUCUGAACCUGGUCGUGUGCAGCUGCAGCAUCAGCUGUGUUUGUAGUUGAUUUGUCUCCAGCUGAUGUUGUUUGGUAACCAUGACGUCCCUCAUGCUGGUUAAUCCAUAAUGUGAACUCGUUUAAACUCACAUACUUAUAUACUUAUAUAUAUAAACACAUAUAUAUGUAUUCAUAAGGUAACUUCAGGGAGCGUUUCACAGACUUAGAUUAAACACACCACGGAGCGCUCUCUCUGGGCUCUGCACUCGUUGCUCAUUAAAUCACUUGAUUAAUGUGUGUGCUAGCUCCUUGUUGAACCACUGUGGCUUAUUUCCUGUUUCAGCGAGCACACGGCGGCGUGUAAAUUGAAUCGCUGCGGGGCUCCUUUAAGAGAGCCGCUCACAUUGACCUGUUACUGUUACUGCGCUGAGACCGGUCCAGUCCGGGUCCCCAGAGACAGAAGGAGCAAAGCCUGUCCUCUAAAAUGUCAGAGUCCUCAUUGGAGGGGGAGCGUGUUCUGUGUCGGGGUUAAGGGUCGGCGUCACGUCUUGGCAGUGAACACAGCGAGCUCAGAGUAAGUCGGGUCGCCUCGUUGACCUCGUGUGGUUUUCUGUGCUGCUUCCAGGUGGAUGAGGGCGGCAUCAAAGCCCUGCUGGAGAACUCGUGGACCACGUUCAUGAAGGCUCGGGUGAUGUGCGGCGCAGGAAACACUCAGCAGCAGUACAACAACAUGAAGCAGGCGGUGGUGCUGACAGCUCAGGACAAGAGGGCGGGGGUCAUGUACGGCCUCUUCUCCAACGCUUGGUGAGCUCAGACGUGAAACAUCCCGACAGUUUAAACGACACUUUACCGUUUUCUGACAAACUGGCUUGUUGUUUUUGUUUUAACUUGAAUUAUUAUUCCCUGAACUCACCUGCAAACGUCUCCAUGAAGGGAGUUUUGUGUGACCUUUAGCUGACAGCAGCGUGAAGAGAAAUCGAUGUGCGCAGCGUCUGAAUCUCAGUAAAGCGCUGUGUUCAGCUGCUGCGUGUUGUCAGGAGGAGGUUUCUAAACAUUCACUAAUUUACUGUUUGUGUUUCUAUCGACUCAAAGUUACACACUACAGCGAGUGUCUGACCCCGGGAUUGUGAGUCACUUUGAACCCAUUCGAGGCAAUUUCAGACGCAGAGAUUAACAGCUCCAAGAGUCUGAGAGGUGAGGGAGGAAGUAGCUUAAAGCCGGGUCUACACUCUGUGAGUCGACUCUGUGGAGGAUCAUGGAGGACGAUCACUGACCAAACAGCUGAUCUUGACGGACAGGAUUAGGGAUGGGAAUCGUUAAGAAUUUAGCGAUCUCAAUUCCAUUUUCGAUACGGCUAAUCGAUACAAUUCCUUAUUGAUUCUUAUUGAGUGAGAAAUAAAAUAAUACAAAUGGGUUUGUUUGCAAUAACUCCUUAAUAUUGUCACCUUUGGACAGAAGAUAUGACAUAUCCAUGCACUAAUAGUUUGCUAUGUGACCUUCCCUUGGACCACAAAUCUGCUCACAGCUCGGUGGCAUUCGUUUAUCUUCGCCUCUGUCAUUUUACUCUUCCCUUCCUUAAUGAAAGGGGCCACUAAAGGUGCGUGAGAGCUACCCGCCGCAGCCUCUGAGCAAGCAUGACUUUGACGGUCAUCGUCAACUAAAUAUAAUUUAAGGGGAUGAAGAGUAUUUAUAUAGUGAAAGAGGGUUAACAUGGCGCUAACAUCUACACAACAGGCAGGACCUGGAGGAGUUAAACGUUAGCUUGAUGACACUGAGAUGUUAGCUCCGCUCCUGUUUUUGCCUGCACCAGUCUCGCCUUCGCUACGUAGCGUAUCAAACACGUUACCGCAAAUUAAUUGCAUUUUGGGUUGACAAAUGUUUCUGCAUAUCAGAAGUAUUUCCAAGUGUUGCAAGAAGCCCCGGUACCAUCUUUGCUGGAAAGUUCUGAACCAAAACACACUCCUCACGUACUACGCCAUCACGCAUAGAGACGCAAGAGGAACCGAUAAGAAGAAUCGUCAAGGAGGCAAACAAACAAUUCUUAGGAACCGGUUCUUAAAAAGAACUUCUAGAAAGAAAGAUUCUAGACAGGAUGAAUUUCUUGUAUGUUAUGUGUAUGUGGUUCCUCAUCUUCAGGGCUUUAUGUCCUGAUUUAGCCUUUGAACAAUAACUCGUCAUCUUCUGACUGCAAACUGCAGGGGCGAUACCACGGAGUCAAAAGUGUCUCAAUACUGUCCAAGUCUCAUCCAAAGUCAGCUGAGAAAUGUGUCCUACUUUUCUGGAGCUGCAGCGGUGCGUCCUUAGCUGGUUAUCCACUUGUUUCUGAGCAACAAGAGAGGUGCUCCAACGCCAUAAUCACGAUAGAGACACAAGCACGCCGUCCUCUCCAGAUCUGGAGAGAAUGGCGUCCUUUGUCCUCGACUCCCUGCGUCAGAAAAAGUGGCAGACGAUGAGUCACAAGGAUCGUAGAGGCGAUUUUGAAAACUCCUGCAGCUGAAGCAUCAUCUGCAGUUUCCCCGUGUCAGAAAAAGGGGAAAAGAGAAAAAGUGACAGACGUAUAAAAAACAAUAAAGACUCGGUGAGGCUGCAGUGACCGGCUCGUCAGGGUCAGCGCUCGAAACUUUGAGGGAUAGAAGUGACUCGAUAAAAAACAUCGAAUAUCUUUGAAAUCGAAGGAUUCUGACGGGAAAACGACCUUUUGGUGUUUGUUCUCUUCUUGUUGUCAAACAUUUUGACACGAUUUAAAACUUUUACACCACAGUCUCGUCAGUCAAAAUAGACUUCUGCCUCCUUUUUUUAAAAUUACAUAAUAAAUAGUGAAAAAAGGCGAAGAACAGCUUUAAUAAAGACCCCCAGGACAUCUCAUAGGUCUUCUGUCAUCUUCUGAAACAGCAGAGUCCUUCCACAGUUUAAUUUUUCUGCAGGUUUUGCAUCAAUAUUUUAUAUUUUAUUUAAUUUUAAUGCAAGAAACCAAUAAUUAAAAUUGAAGCGUGCAGGUUUGCAGAGAGAAGUUGAGGAUUUAUUUAAGCGGCUCUGAUAUAGAGUUAAAAAACUGAACUGUAGCUUUGAGCUGAAUUAAAAACUGGAGCACAGACAUGAUCCGAGUUUCCAAAGUGACUUCAUCAGACUCGAUGUUUACUGACAUCAGAAAUUCUGACAGUCUGUUCAGCCCGACGGAAACAGAUCAUGUCAAUAUUUCACUGGAGACAAAGUGAUAACAAAGUAAACUAAACCGAAGGAGAAGAACACAGUAACCGACACUGAUCCACCCACACGGCAGUAAACAUGCAGCACACCACCUCCUGACACACACACAUAAUACACACACCCACACACACACACGAGUUACAUAUCAGAUUUGGAAUAAAUCAAGUUUCUCGUCCGUGUCUUUAUUCUUUCGCAGUUUUCUGAGGGGAGAAGGAGCGAGGCAGACGAUCGGAGGCAAAGUUUGCAGCAUCUGCUGCAGAAAUAUCAGCUGGUUAAUCCGCUGAUUCCAGAACAGAACAGAUUGGGGUGUCAUCUUCUGCAAGACGUAGCCCAAGAUUUUCCUAAUUGCUAAAGAAAUUCUGACUCGCUCCGAUUAUUAACAACAGAACACAGGUCAGACUUCUUUAAACUGCAGAACAGACAGGACAUUAGGUCGACUAACAGCAUUUAUUUCCAGUUUUAGUUUUAUUAUCGAGUACAGAGUAGUUUUGGAGUCCACACGCUCUGAUUCAGGUCUUAUAUCAGGGUUUAUGAACAGUCUUCCUGUACAGGUGGGUCUCUGAAAAACCAGAAUAUCAUGUUAAAGUUUAAUAACGUCCGACAGUUUUUAAGAGACUGUACGAGAUAAACUCCAGACUCAUUAUUCUGCAUCUCAAAAUAUUAGAAUAUCUCAUUUUAAGUUUCAGCUCCUCGCCGUUCGAACAUUUAAAUACUGAGUAUCACAGUCGUGGUGCAGACUGCUGAGGAGGUUCUUCACAGAGAAGCAGACUCAUGAAAGUGGACUGAGGAGUAAAGGGGUUGGAGUAAAAAAGGGGGACAAUCAACGGGGAUGAGCGCAGCCUUGGGGGGCCGUCAAGAAAACCUGAUUCAAGAACUCAGGGGAGCUUCAUGUGGAGUGGACUGAGGAGAGCCACUCCAGGAACGAGACCGAAACCACCGCAGUCCUGAUAUCAAGACACUCAAGAACCAGAGACAAUGACAGAAGGGUCUCACCCGGAUAAAGAGACAAAGAACUGGACUAAUGCUCGAGGUCCAAAGUCCUGACACAGAGAUCUAUCAUCCUCUAGGAGCAGAGUUUAGAUCAGUCUAAAUAAAAAUCUAUAAAUAGAGUUACAACAACUCCGACAAUUCAACGUUUCAUGUCAAAAUCAAGCUCCUAAAGUCUGGAGGAAGAUCAGAGAGGCCCAGAAUCCAAAGAGUCCUCAGUCUAUGAUGGUUUGAGGGGCCGUGUGAUCUGCUGCUGUUGGUCUACUGAGUCUUUUCAAGUCCAGAGUCAAGACAGCCUAAAGUCUACCAGGAGGUUUUAGAGAUCUUCAUGCUUCCACCCGCCCACAACGCCAAAACCACCACCAGACGGUUUGCUAACUGAGGUGUUACUGUGUUUGAUAGACCAGCCGACUCACCUGAGAACCUGAAUUAUUAAGCAGUGACUGGACCUGUGCAGGUAACUCUUCAAAACAAAUCACCCAAACUAGGAUAACGUUUAUUUUUUAUUCAUGGCGAGGAGCGGCGAAUAGAACAUCGUGUAGUGAGUAAUUUCCAGCGAUGCUCCCGCUGUCCUUCGUACCGUUUUGUCCUGUUUUUUCCACGCUGUAAUUACUCCGUCCUUCUCCUUUUAUUCAGGGGCAGAACGGUGAUCUGUGCGUACUCCAUCGAAGAUAUUGACCAAGCUUUCUCCACGUCUAAACUGAAGGGCUACAGCAGUCCAUUCAUCGGCAGCCGCCCUGGGAUGGUAAGAUAAACCGCCGAGGUUUUCCUUCCUUUAAUUUGUUUCAGAAAAAAAAAAACACACAGCUCUUAAACGGGAAGAGAAAAGCAUGAACAGGCCUUCACUUCAGACCAGAAUGCGUCUUUUGAGAGGCACGAGUUUAUGAAAGAAAAGCAAUUUUGAGCUCUAUUGUCCAAGGGCGUUUUGUUUAUUCAAGAGCGCGGGCCGCUCUGAAUCCAUUACAUCACUUCUCCUUCUCAGUGUGUUCGCAAAAACGCCACAGCGGCUGGAGGUCACAACGACAUCAAGAACCUCGGGGUGAUCAGAUACCACCCGGAAAUAGAGGACGUGAUCCGGCCUGUCGGCGUGGCUCCACUCGACCUGCCCACAGAUGACCAGAUCACACACGCCGUGGCGGAUAUUGUCCUGGCGGUCAACGACGAGCACUACAGCGUCCUGUACCUGGGAACAGGUGAGUUUGCACACUGAUAGGGACUCUCUGUUUUAGUCCAGUCUGAGGCCACGCCUCCUUGUUGAUAUGACGCCGUUUGACUCCAAACCAACAGCUGUCAGUGGGUUUGCAGAAGCCUCGGUGCGUAGCCUGAGGCCCGCCCCCUCUAAAGUGUCUCUAUAUGUUGAAACAACACGGACCACAAGUCCUGUGAUUGGUCGGCUCGGCGGCUGACAUCGCUGGUAUCACCUCCGCCCCCUCAUCUUCUGCUUCAGCAGCUGCAAAGUCCAUUUCCUCUGAGUCGUCUUUGCACUGAUGGUGAAUGAUCAACAACAGAAAUCAACUCAAACUUCAUGCUCUCAGAUUAAGUCGUCGUGGUCUCCUGUUGAGACUGUUGAGGGGAACUUUACAGGUUUGUAAACCGGAGCACAGACAUCCCACUACCAGCUCAUGACUUGGCGUUGGAUUGCAGAAAUUGAAGUCAUAGAUCAGUAUAAACGUUAAAUUUUUAUAGCCUAUAAAAUAUAAUUUGUACAAUUUCAGACUUUCUCUCCGCUCCUCUGCUCUCCACUCGCUCCACUCUCUAUCUGACAACAUACAUGCGUUCUGACAUGCCACGCCGCAUAGUUCAGAGACGCAGCAUUUCAGCACCGCUGAUUCUGGUAUUCUGGUCGCGAGCGCUUGCCGCUUAAACCUGCCACGUUUAUGCAGGAUGGUUUUUACAACCCGGGGUUCUGGCUCCUUUCCAUCGUGUUUACCGCCAACAAAACAAAAAUCUGGUCAUGAAGCACCGAACUGUCCCCGAACAUUCAGCAACUCAAUUAAAAUAUCUGCAUUCUUGAUGCUAGCUUCAGCAUCUCUCCCAGCCCCCAAAACAGCGCUGGCUCCUCUCCUGCAACCCUGUAUGAUGUAGACAUUCGUCAUACCAGGUGACAUUUGUCUACGUCAAAGGUCCUCCCCCCCCGUCCGCCAAAGCGAAAAAGCUAGUAGAAACACCGAGUGUGUAUUGUUUGCAGUUGUGUAAUCUGGCAUAGAGUCGUGUCCGUGAUACCUCUCUUGACAUCAUGGCAGAAACUGUUUCUGAACAAGAUCUGAAUGUCGAACUCCAAAGCUGAGCUCCUUGAAUCUUCCACGUCUCGUUUGCUUCUCCUCAUUUUUGCCUCACAGCUGUUAAAUUCUGGACAGACAGCAUCAGAUCUGUCUUUACUUCAACAGCAGACCUGUUGAUAUCUGAACCAGACAUAAAAAUGUGCUUUACAACCCAAAAACGUGAGCUGAAGAGCGGCUGAAAAGCUCUGUCGAGCUGCAGAAACGAUGAGAAUUCUCUGUGGGUUUGUCCCUAUGACAACCACUUUGACAAAAACACACAGAGAGAGAGAGCUGGUUAAUAAAAAAUACAGGCUGAUGCUGUUUUAAAUGAAAGGCUCUAUUCACAACCCAUGAUUGCCUCUGUGCUCUUCUUUGCAGCCAUAAAGCCUCAAUCCCAGAUCUGAGAGAUUAAACAGGCAGUUAAAAAGUCAUCGGAGCUGAGUGAGGUCCAAAAUUUGAGAAUUCAAUUAAAAAAGAGCACACGAGGGGACGACUCUUCUGAAGAUUAUCUCCCACAUCCGUGCCUCUACCUGCUCUCUAAUGCAUGUUGGUGAAGGGAACAGUAAAUGUGAGAAAAGAGAGGAGAGAAAAUCCUGUUUUCUGCAGCUACUUAUGAUGCCGGUUAUUAGUGUUUGCUCUGUAUAUCAAGGGGAGUGACUCAUGCAACCCAAGGGUGGGUCAGCUUAGCAGUGCAACACCGCCAACUUGCAGAAUAAUACAAUACGAUGAAAAUGCUCUUUCUCUCAUUCUCAUUAGAGCCUUAAAUUAAGGUCAAACUCAUAUUUCCAACCCUGGAUGGGAGGAAAUCUGCAGAAUCGGCGUCACGACUGAUUUCGAUGAUUCCUGCUCCUUUUGCACGACUGUCUCUAUUUGAUCAAAGCGGCAACGCUGAGGUGCUGCCGGUGCCCAUAGCAGUUACUCCAAAAAUUGCCUUGUGCCUCGGGGAGAUUACUAUGGCAACCAUCAGCAGUCAUAUGAUGGAGCGUGUAUCAGCAUCUCAGCAUCGCUGAAGUUCACAGAAAGACGAGUCGGUGUCGUCUUCCCCGGGUACAGUUUCUCUGACUCCUGCAGAGCGUCAUUCAUCAGACGUUUCUGGGUCUGCUCCUUUAAUAGCUCGGAGGAAAACAAUCGAGCGUUCAAAAAGAAACAGUGUGAUGGCCGCUCGCUAACUGUGUCAUUAAGGAUGGAGGGCUGUGUGGUGGCCUAAAAAGAAACUGGAGCACUUUGAGUCAGAGCAGCGUCUGAGGAACAGGUUGUACCGGCGAUCUGCCGCUCCUCAAUCAUUCAGCCUCUCCGGUUAAUUUUUCAUUUUCAAGCACCUGGAAGAACACGAUGAUAUUCAUCUCCUCCUGAUUUAUGAAAAGAAACAUUUGAGACGCAGCGAACACCUCUGAACUUUUCUGAAUCCUGCUCUGAUUGCACCUCUUUAGUAUCGCCUCCACCUCCAAAUAUUCACAGGCUCAUCAAUCUGCAUAAUUAAUCCAAACAUGCUCUCCUCUGUCUGCUCAGCUGAUUGAGAGUGACUCACACCUUGAAAUAAUCCAAUCUGGUGAGUGAGUGAGGGAGUGAGUGACGCGGCAGACGGGCGUUUCCUCCUGAUGGAUCGCUGCAUUAGGGAAGUUUAAACCAAUCAGAGGAGCAUGAGAGGUGAGACAGGAUCUACCUCCGGACCGGUGGCAGAGAAAUGGAAACCGAUGCAUUCUGGGUAGCCGGGGGAUAUUACUCUUCCCCGGUGACAGAAAUUCCAAUAAAUAUCCUUCUCGGAGAUGCUGCUCGGAGACAAAAACCGCGCCGUUAAUCUUCGAGCAAGACAAACAGAAAGCCGAUAUUAGUGUGAAAGCCCGGAGAGCAAAUAUUACUGCGAGUGUCGGGACGAUAAAUAUCUGUGAGGGGGAUGAUCUCACCUUUGGUGGAAAACUCUGAACCCUCAUCUUAUGUAUUUAUUGCCUUUUAAUUCGGAAAAUGAAGGAGGGCAAACGAGGAGAGGACAAACUCCUCAGAAGGACACACGAGUAGACUUCCUCUUUGAACGUAUGGGUGGGCGGCACCUCGGCGCCCCCUACUGACUCGGCAGCUUGCAAAUCAUUUCCUUCUGAAAUAAGACGGUCUAUUUUGAGUCCAGCUGAGAGUCCUGACAGGCGUUUUUGGGUAAAAGAAGGGAAGAUGGUGUAUUUUUAGACGGUCGGUGUAAUUACUAAGAUUGGUUUCUAAAAAUAGUUUCCUGCAGGAAACCUGUGGAGCUCCUGACCUCCAGAAGAGCUUCUGUCUGAGCAGAUCUCCUGUUUUUAUCUCCUCGCUCUCGUCUGAUCUUUGGCCGCUCGACACUCCAGCUCCUCCAGUUGAAUGACUAGACAGUGGGUGUCGUGCAGAAGGGCACCUUGAUGGCGGCUGUUACGAAAGCACAUUACUCAUCUAAUUUCCUCCCCUCCCACAGAGGCGCACGUCUUGUUUAUUCUAGUCACUGCUGUCUGGAGAGGAGACUAAAGGAGUCCACUUUAUAACGGUGACCCAGACCAAAGUGACGGGGCGGUACCUCGCCAUUUGCAGAGUCCUAAUUAGCUAAACAUCUUGUGGUGAACUCUGGGUUUAGGACCGUCUAACUGGUCUCUGAGGGACCUUCCUGACAGCAGGCUGCAGGAUUUGACAGAGCGAGUUUCUGCGUCUUUUGAUCACCAGCCAGAAAAUAAUUCAGGAGAAUAUGGAUUUCUUUUAUCUUUAAAACAUGUCAGACGGUUCAGUCAAACAGAAGUAUGUCGUCGCUCUUUGAUUCUUAAAUCUGUGUGACCUGAUUUCGACCACUGCGACGACUCUGAUCAGGACAUGCUGGGGUUUGAUGUCCCAGUUAGUAUUUUAAGUCUUCUCUGGUGGGGCUUGUUUGUUUAAUUGGAGGAUCCUUCUGGUCACAGAGUUUAGGAGAUCUUACUGUCGCAGGUAGAAGUUGUGGCGUUUCUUUUUAGAUGAUGAUAACUUAGAAAGAUUCGUCCUGAACUUGACGUUAAAAUUUUACUGCAGGUUUUCUUUUGGUUGUGACGUAAGGGGAUAGCUAAUUUAUCGUCUUUGAGUCUAAGGCGAGUACGAGAUAGUUUUACAUCUCCACGCUCAGAUCGACCAGCUUUAAAGCUUCUAUGGGGAGUUUUUUUAACAUUAAUGAAAUAGGAUGAGAUUCAUAUUGAUGCUUUUUCAUGAUUUCCAAAAGCAAAAAAGAUCAUAAGGGACAAAGAGGAAAAUUUGGAUGUUGUCAUUUUUAAUGCCCCAAACUGAGGUGAGAGGGUAGGCGUCAACCAAGCGGCUAAAUUAGGGAUUUGACUUUCAAUAUUAGACAGGAUGAGAUAUUUUGUUAAAAGACUCAGAGGAUAGAAUCAGCAAACACUGCUUUGUCCACAGGGGAUGAGAUCAGAUUAGCAUGAGAUUAGUUUGAGAUUAUUUUAAAAUGAGAUGAUAUUAUCUUGAGAUGAGAUUAUUUUGAGAUUAGUGUGAGAUAAAUUUGAAAUGAGAGGAGAAGCGUGAGUAAAUGUUUGUUUGAAAUAAAAUUAGAUUAUUUUAAAAUGACAUUAGUUUGAGAUGAAAUAAGUUUUAAAUUGUCUUGAAAUGAGAUGAGAUUAUUUUGAGAUUAGCAUAAAAUCAGUUUGAGCUGAGAUAAAUUUGAGAUGAGAUAAACUUAAAGUAAAAUUAGAUAAUUUUGAGAUUAGAUUAGUUUGAGAUUAGUGUGAGAUAAAUAUAAGAUUAUCAUGAGAUUAUUAUGAGAUUAUCUUGAGAUGAGAUUAUUUGAAGAUAAAAUAUGAUUAGUUUGAAACGAUAUUAGAUUAUAUUGAAAUAGAUUAGAUUUAGAUGAGAUUAUCUUGAGAUAUGAUGACCUUGAGAUGAGCUUGACAUGAGAUAAGUUUAGUUUGACAUGAGAUUAGUUUAGUUUGAAAUCAGAUUAGUUUAGUUUGAAAUUAGAUAAGAUUAUCUUCAGAUGAGAUUAGAUUAGUUUGAGAUAAAAUGAGCUGCGGUGCAUCCCACAGUGGGGACAUUUGCUUUGUUACAGCAGAAAAGCAAACAGAAGAAUAAGUAAACUCAGCGUUUACACAGAUUAUUAUUAUAAAAAAAGUGAAUUUAAACCUAAUCAGAAAUGUUUUAUACAAAAAGAGAAAAAAAGAAGCAACAACAACAAAACAAAAACGGUUCCACACAAGAGCGAGCAUGGAGGUCGAAGAGACAAAAUCUACAGCUGUACUCUGAUGUUCAGCCGCCCAAAGACAUCAGAUACUCGUCUGUGUGAUAAAGACGGGAGGAUAAACAGCCCAGAAAAAGGUUACAGACUCCUAUUAGCCAGAGUAAAACUGGAGCAAUUAGUCUCUGAGGCCGGCAUCUGUGAGAAAUGAAAGAAGGGAAUCAGUGAGGAGUGAAAGAUUUCUCUCUCCCACAGUGACUCACUGACAGAUUGACCACCAGAAGAAGAAAAGCUGCUGGGUCUGGUUCAGUCAUGGAGGCGAUACAACAGAAAGCUCCCCCUCAGGGCCAGCAGAAAUGCCAGAGCUGUACACUUGUUCGGAGCCGACUUUAUGUCCCAGAUCAGAGGCUCUUUCUUCUCACAGUGUGACAUCCGAGGUGGCAGCAGCUCAGAGGUUAGGGAGGGAGACCGACGCCGCUCCUGACUGCUAAAAAAUACGACUUCUGGAGGUAAAUGACUCUAACUCAGAGUUUACACCUGAGAGAGGAGUGGAGCAGAGCUGCUUAGUACAAGACCACGAGGUUUAGCUCAGCUGGAGAGUAUUUACCCGUGGUGGUCUUUAGUCCAACGAUGGUCCGAGCUUUUAUAGGGACUAAGUGUGUUUAUUAAACGGUACAAUGGGAGCUGUGCAGCGUGGAGGAAAUGUAUCUGCUCAGCAAACUCUCCCCGGAUAAAUAAGCUAAAAAGAGAUUCUCUCAGCACAUGCAGUUCAGCGUUGUCACCCUUUUUCCUCCCAGAACGUCUUGCUGCUAUUUUUGUGCUGACACAUCGUUUUUGAUCAGAGAGCCGGAAAUAGCCGUGGACGGGAUUAAAGAAUCACACAAGAAUAAACUGGUAGAAACGAGUAAAAGUUAUUUUUGACAACAGAAAGAAGAAAAAAAAGACAAAGUUUAAAGAGACACGCAGGUGACAGCGAGAACCUGAGAGCGUGAUUACAAACGCUGGGAGGAUUCAGGAAAUGAAGAUGUUGGAUAAAAAGGUUUCACUGUAAUCACAUUUUCACAGCGGGAGGGGGCGCGGAUAAUCCAGGAGCGUGACGAAAGACCAAACAAGUCAGGACAUGUUUCUGCAGAGUCAUUAUCUGGAAGGUAAGGAGCCGUCUGAAAACUGGGAUUAAGGUUCGCAAACAAAAACUGAGAUUAACAUUUUCAUCGGACUGAAGAGACAGCGAGAAUAACGCUGUACUCGGCUGUCUGCUCCAGUCAAAUCCAAACACAGAAAACACAGAAGAUACUCAGAGGAAGAUGAACGACUCCCUUUUUAGCACACAGCGAGACAGAACUAUUGACCAAGGGUGAAAAACUGAGCGAAAAUGUAAAUAAGACCUGCAGAAAAACUGGAAAUCAUGACACUGACUUCAUUUUGAGCGACUGAUAACUGCUGCAGAUAUUCACACUGACACUGAACAAUGACAGGAGAUAACACAGAGUUUUAAAAAAGUUAUUUUACUCUUACAAACUAAAAAAAAAGAUGUUAAAAAUCUGAAACCAUGACAUGCAAAUCUGGUGUUUUUUGUACAAAUUAAAAAGCAGGUUUUUUUUCUUUUCUUGCGCAGUAGUUUGUCUACUUUUGGAAAUAUCAGUGAUUUAAAACUCAGGAUUGAAGCAGAAGAGGCUCUUCAGUUCAUAUUAGGACCAUAAAGUUCAUCUAAAAUUUGCUCUAAUGAACUUUAAACUUGAAUCUGUGUAAACUUAAUUCUGAACUUGGGUUGUGAAGCAUAAUGACACGGUUGGAGAUGCUGUUUUUUACUCUGUUUAGUGUUCGGAGAGGAGGAGGAUAAAGAGAUGAGAGUAAAGAUGAAGUGCUCCAGGGGAAAAAUGUCAAGGUGAGGGAGUGAAAAUGUAAAUGAGAGGAAACUCGGCGAGUCUUCGGACCGUGAAGAUGAAUGUCACAGUUGAUGUUUAAAGAAGAGACGCCGUGUGCUCUAACCUGAACAUGAAGGUCUGUUUUAAACCCAGGCAGCUCUUUAUUUCUGCAGCACUGUGGGAAAAACACACCUGGACUUCUAUCAGCUGCAGCUUGUUUGUUCUAUUUUGUUUACCUGACAUUUCCUGGUGUUUUGCACGUGCAACACUGAAGACAUCUCGCCUCUCUCAGCUCCGGAAAACGUCAUUUCUGAGAAUUAAAUCCAUCUGGUUUUGUCGACACUGUUGUUUGUGUGCCGGUUGAAUACUGCAGAAUAAACACUUAAUUGCUAUUCAUGCUCAAAGGGCAUUUUAUUGAUAUUAAUGUCAAACGGUCUGAUCCGGUUUGACCUCCACAGAAUACAUGAAUAAAAUGAAAACGAGCGCUCUAAUGAUCCGCUCUGACUCUCAAUACUGCACCAUGAAACCAGAGCAGCGUAUGGAAUUAUAUCCACCCCCUAUGGAGAACAGGGAUGGGGAUCGACAACCGGCUCCCAGAUAAAAACCGGUUCCAACCAGUUGCAGCCAUCACCAUUAUCUGCCUCUGCCCUUCCGGGCUCUUUAGAUUGACUUCCCUCUAAAGUCCCUCGUGGCCGAAAAAAGCCACUUUUUUUGUCUGCUGUAAAAUCAUAUUGGAUUAAUAUUUUUUUCUGAUUUUUUUUCACACAUCUUUUAUUUUACUUCUGCCCUGUUCGAAACUAGCAAAUGUUUCAUUGAAAACAAUUUUUUUUAACCCUUUAAGUGCCAAUUUAAGACAAAAAGUCACUAAUAGGGCAAAAAAUUAAAGGAAAAUGACCCAUUUUUUUAUAAAACAUGAUCAGAAACUGGUAAUCUCUUGCAGGGUAUCAGAGUCUUGAAUAGGUCAGAGAUUAGUAAUAUAAUUGACUUAGAUGCCUUUUAGGUUUUUCUGUAGCAUCAGAUUUAAUGAAAAACUGCGUUUGGCGCCCCUCAGUGGCCAAAACUACUUUGACUGCUGUAAAAUGAUAUUGGAUUAAUAUUUUUUUCUGAUUUUUUUUUCAUACAUUUCUUAUUUUACUUCUGCCCUGUUCAAAACUAGCAAAUGUUUCAUUGAAAAUAAAAAUUUUAACACUUUAAGGGCCAAUUUAAGACAUAAAGUCACUUAAAAAGAAAAAAAAAAUGGAAGGAAAAUUUUAAGGAAAAUGACCCAUUUUUUUAUAAAACAUGAUCAGAAACUGGUAAUCUCUUGCAGGGUAUUUAAGUCUUGAAUAUGUCAGAGAUUAGUAAUAUAAUUGACUUCAAUGCAUUUUAAGUUUUUCUUUAGCAUCAGAUUUAAUAAAAAACUGCCUUUGGCGCCUCCCAGUGGCCAAAACUACUUUGUCUGCUGUAAAAUCAUAUUGGAUUAAUAUUUUUUUCAGAUUUUUUUUCAUACAUUUCUUAUUUUACUUCUGCCCUGUUCAAAACUAGCAAAUGUUCCAUUGAAAAUAAAAAAUUUUAACCCUUUAAGGGCCAAUUUAAGACAUAAAGUCACUUAAAAAGCAAAAAAAAUGGAAGGAAAAUGAAGGAAAACGACCCAUUUUUUUAAUAAAACAUGAUCAGAAACUGGUAAUCUCUAGCAGGGUAUCAGAGUCUUGAAUAUGUCAGAGAUUAGUAAUAUCAUUGACUUAGAUGCCUUUUAGGUUUUUCUGUAGCAUCAGAUUUAAUGAAAAACUGCGUUUGGCGCCCCUCAGUGGCCAAAACUACUUUGUCUGCUGUAAAAUCAUAUUGGAUUAAUAUUUUUUUCAGAUUUUUUUUCAUACAUUUCUUAUUUUACUUCUACCCUGUUCAAAACUAGCAAAUGUUUCUUUGAAAAAAAAAUUUUCACCCUUUAAGGGCCAAUUUAAGACAAAAAGUCUCUUAUGAAGCAAAAAAAUGGAAGGAAAAUGGAAGGAAAAUGACCUUAUUUGCUUCAUAAGAGACUUUUUGUCUUAAAUUGGCCCUUAAAGGGUGAAAAAUUUUAUUUUCAAAGAAACAUUUGCUAGUUUUGAACAGGGCAGAAGUAAAAUAAGAAAUGUAUGAAAAAAUCUGAAAAAAAUAUUAAUCCAAUAUGAUUUUACAGCAGACAAAGUAGUUUUGGCCACUGAGGGGCGCCAAACGCAGUUUUUCAUUAAAUCUGAUGCUACAGAAAAACCUAAAAGGCAUCUAAGUCAAUUAUAUUACUAAUCUCUGACAUAUUCAAGACUUAAAUACCCUGCAAGAGAUUACCAGUUUCUGAUUAUGUUUUAUUAAAAAAAUUGGUCAUUUUCCUUCAUUUUCCUUCCAUUUUUUUUGCUUUUUAAGUGACUUUAUGGCUAAAAUUGGCCCUUAAAGGGUUAAAAUUUUUAUUUUCAAUGAAACAUUUGCUAGUUUUGAACAGGGCAGAAGUAAAAUAAGAAAUGUAUGAAAAAAAUCUGAAAAAAAUAUUAAUCCAAUAUGAUUUUACAGCAGAAAAAGUAGUUUUGGCCACUGGGAGGCGCCAAAGGCAGUUUUUUAUUAAAUCUGAUGCUAAAGAAAAGCUUAAAAUGCAUUGAAGUCAAUUAUAUUACUAAUCUUUGACAUAUUCAAGACUUAAAUACCCUGCAAGAGAUUACCAGUUUCUGAUCAUGUUUUAUAAAAAAAAUUGGUCAUUUUCCUUAAAUUUUUCCUUCCAUUUUUUUUUGCUUUUUAAGUGACUUUAUGUCUUAAAUUGGCCCUUAAAGGGUUAAAAUUUUAUUUUCAAUGAAACAUUUGCUAGUUUUGAACAGGGCAGAAGUAAAAUAAGAGAUGUAUGAAAAAAAAUCAGAAAAAAAUAUUAAUCCAAUAUGAUUUUACAGCAGACAAAGUAGUUUUGGCCACUGGGAGGCGCCAAACGCAGUUUUUCAUUAAAUCUGAUGCUACAGAAAAACUUAAAAUGCAUCAAAGCCAAUGAUAUUACUAAUCUCUGACAUAUUCAUGACUUUGAUACCCUGCAAGAGAUAACCAGUUUCUGAUCAUGUUUUAUAAAAAAAAUGGGUCAUUUUCCUUAAAUUUUUGCUAUAUUUGUGACUUUUUGUCUUAAAUUGGCACUUAAAGGGUUAAAAAAAAUUGUUUUCAAUGAAACAUUUGCUAGUUUCGAACAGGGCAGAAGUAAAAUAAGAGAUGUGUGAAAAAAAAUCAGAAAAAAAUAUUAAUCCAAUAUGAUUUUACAGCCGACAAAAAAAGUGGCUUUUUUCGGCCACGAGGGACUCUGGAGGGUGAAAAUUUGUCCUGGCUUUAUUAUUGACCUGGUGAAAAUGUUGAAUUCAUGUUUUCGAGUAGAAUUUCAAAUUAAGCUUAGAAAAAAAAAUUCAUCACAUUUGCUGCAGUAAAAAAAAAAAUAUAUCCAAAUAAGUCUCUUGUUUUUUCGUCAAAUGGCCGAAUUCGGCCACAGGGACCCGGAAGGGUUACGGUUCCCUGAUCGAUUCUUUUCGCUCGGGUCUGCGUGCCUCGCACAAUAAUCACAAGAGGAAGAUAACGGUGCAAAAGACGUCAGAGAGGAGACAGGAGCAGUUCAAAACUGUGUCGGAACAGCUAAAUACGAGGGCGGGGCGAUGAACCCAAAAUUUAUUACAGUAACCAACGUCAUUUUUCCCAUAUCGGUAUAUUCAGUGUCAAAAUAAUAAAUCUAUCAAUAAUAAAUCUUUUUGGAUGUGUGUAGGUAGGCUAUGGUCUCAUGUCCCUUUAAGACGCUGUCCUACAUCAGAGACGUGACUCCACCCCAUCCAGUCUGUAAUAAAGAGGGAAAGACAGGUGAGGAGAUGGAGGACGGAGAGAAAGUUGGAGCGGCUGAAGUAGACAAAGUUAAUGUGGGAGGGGGAGAGCAGCUGGUGGAGUAGUUAUCGUCCAUUUAUCGUUAUCGAGGUGAACUGAUCGAUAUAUCAUGAUAUUGAUUUGAGGCCAUAUCACCCAGCUCUACUAAAUACUGUUGAUUACAGAAUCAGCACUUAAAGCAGAACGGUGCAACGUACGGAUUUAUCGUAAAAUCCACUCACUCUGUGAGGCCGACAGUUUUACAGUAAGAAGACUGUAGUUAAGACUGUCCUGAUCCAAUCCUUUACAUAUGAAGUUUCUAAGACCUGUUACUGAUCCCCUAAAAGACAUACUGAUUCAUGGUGAAGACUCAGUGUGGAAUCUAGAACAUAAUUCACACAGCUGUGUUUUUUAGGAGGUCACUUUUGAGGGUUAAAGUUCUGCCGAUGUGACAUUUCCCUGCAAAGUUAAGCAACUUUCAGUUUCUGUGCAGCUGUGUAGCUCUUCCUAGUUCAACAUGUGAAGUUUGUAAUCCUGCUGUAGUUACUAGUAGAUAAACUGAGCUCAGUAUAUGAUCACUUUGAUAUGUAAGUUAUAGAUGAGCUGACUGUCUGUAAACAGGGUUCCUAUGCAAGUAUGGAAAAGUAUAAAAGUAGUUUGAUCAAUUUCCAGGUCUUAAAAAGUAUGGUAAAUGAGAAAUAAAGUAUGGGAAAAUAUUUAUGUUUCCAGAAUAUUACCACAGUUCUAAAAAACUGUUUUCUAAAAAAAGAAACGCAGGUGUAUCCAAAAAUAAUUCUAAAAAGUAGGGUAUGGAAAAGUAUGGAAAUUCCAACUGUGUAGGAACCCUGUGUAAACAAUUUACUAAGAGAUGCAGCGCUAACCUCCACUGGUCACAAACCAGAACUCCACAGAGUGUUUUGACUCACUGGUGAAACAUUGAAAAUGGACAAAUACACGCUCAUGUUCCAGGAAGCUGAAACCCAAAAUCUCAUCUGGUUUUUGCAUCAUAAUUAAUGUUAAAAUUUCAUCUCAUGUAACUGCUAAUAUAUUUAUUAAACGAGGUCGAAAUCUUGACACGAAGCCUCUCCUGUUCCGCCCACUCUCUGUUUUUCCAGCUUAAAUAUCGGAGGUUUGUUUGUUUUAAUGACAGAAAAGAAAAAGCACGCUCUGUUGGGAUGUCUUGGCAUCCUUAUUAAACUGUCAAGAAGACCAGGCGUCUAUAAAACCAGUAAGACUGAGCUCUGAUGGCGUCUAUUCCACGGUUAAUUAUUAUUAAACAACCACGAAUAAAAACUUGAACUUCAUACAGCAAAGAGGAUCGAUUUCCAAACUGUUCUCCGCAUAUUUUUCCAAAUGCGUUUAAGGAGUUUUAUCUUGAACUCCUUGUUUCUCAGAUGUUUAACUGAAGUCAGUGCUGCAGUUUUGGCUCCAUCCACCGGAGGUUAAACGAGCACAGAGCGGCUCCGCUCUCACAAACGCCUGUUCAAAAAAAACUCAAAAGCACAAGUCGACCGUUUUUGCCUUCUGCUCUCCAAGGGUAUGUGGGGAAUGAAUGGAAGCUGUCCAAGUCAAAUCCAUAUAUUUAGAAAAACGCUUUGGACAGCGCAGGGAGGGCGGCAUCUCGGCCGACAAGAGAGAAAAACUGAAUCCACAAGUUUGAACAUAUGAAACUGAAGAUCUGGAGUCUGUGAGAGACGUUCAGAGGAGUCCACUUCAUUUACGAUGUCUUCUCCCUUUAUUCCCACAGAUCAAGGAAAAGUCCUGAAGGUCCUCCACAGCAGUGAGGGGGUCUUCAUCGUGUCCCAGUACUCCCUGUUUCACAACGAGGGUCCAGUUCUAAACAUGGCGAUUGAUUCCCAGAAGGUACGUGAAGUUUAGAGGUGAUUUUUAACGUAUUUCUGCUCAAAGGAAACAUGGAAACAGCGAAGUGACUAAACUCCAGGAGAAAAAGAUGUAAAAUUGAACAUUUCAGCGUUUGUCUGGAGUUCAUUUAAAAUACAGUCUUUCUUUGUAUAAUAGAGAAUUUCAGCUUCAUAAAUCUGAGCUCUGCUCACGGCUCGAACACAAAAGGUACAAAGAGUCCUGAUUACUCUAUUGAAUCCAUUCCCCAGGUAGGAUCCUAUUGCAGCUGUUAGAUGGGCUGUGAGUAAUAACCAUGAGGUGAGACAAUAAUGAAGCAGGUUACAGCCCCAGGUGUGGACCGUGAUCAUGAAUAUGAAACUUGAAGCAGUUAAAACAGUGUAUGAAGGAGUAACCCCCAAUUUCCACCACAUCCUGAUUGUCUCCUAAAAGGUCGUAUCCUCCGAUCGUAGCUGAUCGUUUCCAUUUAAGGUAACGAGUCAAUUUACACCGACUUCUUUCCGUUCCUCUGCGGAUCGCCGGACUCCUCAGCUGAUCACAAGAGUUCUAUUUUUUACGGACGCCGAAGCAUGGCGGAUAAAUUCAGCACAGAUUAACCCGUCGUUUCACCGCGAUGACACCAUGGAUGAGGAGAUGCUGAUUCUAGAAGUAGAUUUCCUCCUCUGGAAGGACACAAUCUACUGCUUAUAUGUCUAUGUGUCUGUCUUUAUAGAGACAACUCGUCAUCGCGCGAUUUAACGUGAAUCUGCAGGUUCUUGUGAGUUCUUGCGAUUCCCGCUGUCCGUAAUCCACCACGAAAUUCGCCUAACAAACUGAUCCAGUAAGAAACCGUGGACGGCGAAAAUCACUGCCGUUCCGGAUGCGGUAGAAAUUCAGGGAACAGUUACUUCCUGUUUGAUAAAAAGACACCAACACAUCGACCCUGCGGCGCUUCUUUAUUCGUUUGCCGUCUAACAAACACAAAACCGGACUGUGAGGUUCCAUCACUUCUUUAUAUCACAUGAAUCUCCUCCAGUCACGUCAUAAGUAUGGCCUUCUUGUCUUAUUGAUGUUUCUGUGGAGAUGAUUUCACCGUCCCAUUUCUCAGUCUGUGUCGCAGUGAGCGCUUGUAAUUUCUUUUAUAAGUAGCAUCCAAUAACCGCGCCGCCCUGCAUGACUUACUCCUGUAAUAUUGUGUUGUUGUUAUUGAGUCAUAAAACACAUACCUGAUUGCAUAUUUCCCUCCUCAGGGACACCUGUACGUCGGCACGGCCAUGGAGGUCCAGAGACUGCCGCUGGCUGACUGCGGUCGCUAUGGCGACACAUGCAGAGAGUGCAUCCUGUCCAGGGAUCCUUACUGCGGCUGGGACCGGGCCAGGAGGAAGUGCAUCGCCAUCCCGCCUGGAUACAACGUCACGACUGGGUAUGAUUGGACAUGAUGUCACCGCUGCAGAGCCGGCGUCUGUUUUUGAGCUGAUAGAGGGAGGGAAGGAGGACGCUCAUUAGCAAUUCAAGGAACGCUCUGGAUUAGUGCUGCCAGAUCGAAAACAUUAACCCACUUAACUCCACGACAACAAGGAGUCCUCUAGUGCAUUAACUGGUACUCCAGCUAAUUGUACUUUGAUUUCUCUGAGUUUUCAUGUUGGUACAGCUGGUACAACCCAAGCUAAAACAAUAAUGACCAACCGAGUAUAGAAAUGUAAUAAACAGAACACAAGAGAGCAGAUCUAGGAGCAGUAACAACAGAGUCCUUUGACUGAUGGCGCACUUAAACUUUACACACUCACACCUGUAAGCUGCACAUCACUUCCUCUCUGACAUCUGCCCUCAGGCGUGUUCUCCACCGAGUCGUUGUUUUCUGAUGUGCAGGAUGUAACCUCCCCACGAAGAACAGAAUAUAUCCAUAAACUGCUCAGAUUUUGUUGUUUUAUCUCUAUAUUUAGUCACUUUUUCUGCAGUUCUCCACAUGUUGUAUUGUUUCUGCUUAAUGUGGUGGAAUCUAAAUUUCUUAAACACUUCAUAUCCAGAAAUAAACGCAGCAAACUGAGGUCGAUCCUGGACUGAUUUUCAUUUUGAUUCCACUGUGUCCUGUGGAGAGUACAGGGGUCAGCCAAACACGACCUAAUCAGCUGCUCCCAGCUCGGGCCGCUCUGAUGAAUUUCUGGCAUGUUAGAAAUUCUGGCUGGCCAACUGCAAACUCAGGAGAACGAGCCGAUUCUCCAAGAUCAGCUUUUUUUUCUGUUUGCAGCUCCAUAAAUGACGGAAAGUGUCUGAAGGCACCAAGUCAACUGAAACACACAUUAACUCAUUCAGUGCCAGGUUCAUUUAUGCACAUUUUACCCAGUGCCACUAUUGACCGCAAUAAAAAUUUCCCUGUCUUUCGUAUCGGCAAAGAUGGUCAAAUCAUCUUUGCCGAUCUGGAAAAAGAAACCUGAGAAAAACACGUUUUUUAUGAAGGAGAGACUUUCAAGCAGAACUCUGAUCAUCUAUUAAACUUCACUUUAAACUACUUUACCGGUGGCAUCAAGGUCCUCCCUCUUCCAACACCACUCUACUUCACUCUCGAGAUCCGAUUGUGAUAGGUCGCUUUGUGAUGGCUGAGAGUCACAUUGGCUCUCAAGAACCUGACACCACGGCAUAAACCACACCGAUUGCUCUCGUCCUACUCGCCGGGACUGUCGCUGAAUUCCAGCGCAGUCUCACUCACCAGUAUCACAGUAGCACAAUAACACACCGGAAAACUGUUUCUUUGAUUGUCUGCUGACGACGUGAAGGUCCAGUACUGGGAUCUCCACUGGAUCCAGAGACGGUAGCACCACUUCCACGGGAGCCGAUGUGCCGAGACCGUUUGCUCUUGGCCAAUGACUUUGGCAUUUUCCUCCUCUCCUUGUAGAGAAAAAAACACUCCGCAGCUAGGCUAAUUGGCACACUUGAUGGCACCCUUCUCACUGGCCAGUACUUGUUUUUGUUACUAUAACAUGGUUAUGACGUGUUUGUCGACUUUUUUUGUGCUCAGAACGACCCCAAACUUAGUUGCAUGUUGGGGAGGAGCGCCCUCUGGUGAAAAACAAACAAUAAAAAAUGGAAAAAUCCGUCAGAAUCCGUCAUUGGCACUGAAUGAGUUAAUCUGUAAUAAUCAACUAAAACAUUACGACCACUAGGACCAGUCCAGUACAACAGCUCUGCCACAAAUUCCUGUGUGCCUUACGAAGCUUCUGCAUUUUCCACUCGCACAGCUUGUGUUCAUGUAUAUUUCUGGUACAUUUGUAUAAUUGCACGGAGCAUUUCCAGCCUCAAGGGUUUGGAUUUCAUAUAAGUUAUGCUCUUUUCAUUAUUGCCGUGUUUUCCAUCAUUUGAACCAGGAGCCAUAAUUCAAACAGUAAACCAAAUCAAUACGUUGCUCCACCUAACAGAGAAUUACAAUGCAAUGAGAAUUCAAAAGCACUGACUUCAGCUUGCAGAAGGCUUGAAGGCUUCAGCUCUUACAGCUUGUUAAGAUCAGUUCAAACAGAUUUAUGCAAACAAGGACGUCCUGCAGCCAAACGUGUCCGUCCUCCUGCUGUCUGGGUUUUUAGUUUCAUGCAACAUGAUGUGCAAGAAAGUGAGACCGUCAAGGAAAGUAGAGAUCAAAAAAGUUGCAGAAACAUGUGUAGUUCAGAAAACAACUUCAUUAAACCAACUCCCUUUGGCUUGUGGCCCGUCAGGGUUAGGGUUAGGGUUGUGGCCGAAGGUUUGGGGUUUCUGAAUGACUUUCUGUCAUUUAUGGAGCUGCAAACAGAAAAAAAAGCUGAUCUCAGAGAAUCGUCUCGUCCUCCUGAGUUUGCAGUUGGCCAGCGAGAGUUUCUAACAUGCCAGAAAUUCAUCAGAGCGGCCCGAGCUGAGAGCAGCUGAUUGGGUCAUGUUUGGCUGACCCCUGUACGUGUUGGUCUCAUAAAGUUGUUUCCUGAACUACAAGUGUUUCUGGAGCUCUUUUGAUCUCUCCAAGCAUCUUGGAUGUUGGUGAAGUUAAGCCAGAACUUCUGACCGUCAAGGAAAGUGCAACAUGAUCACGUAGAAGACCAAAGCCCUUACUUCGUAUCGCAAAAGGCGUCCCAGUCAUUUGUUUUUUACUAGAAUUUUCUCCAACCCUUUUAAACCACCUUACAAAUUGUGACGAAUCAUAAAACGAUGACAGAGGAUGUAAAAACCUGCCCCUGAGUUUCAGCUUCCAGCAGCAGACUGGUUGUAAAAAGCUUCAUCUGCAACUAAUAAUACGGUAAUAUCUCCUGUUCUGACUGACAGUCAUUAGCUGUGGGGUGAUGAAACGUUGGUAAAAAUACAUUCAGCUCAUCAGUGAUGCAUUUUGCACUUGGACUGCAUCGGUUAAAGAAGUGCUUUAGCUUUAAUGGAUCUUUGGUUUUCUAAUUUUAAGGCCGAAUAUAAAAAUCAAUCAUGUGCUGUAAUGAGCCUCCGACUCCUUUCUUUGCCUUCUCUCUCUCUGACUUCACUGAUUGAUUUGUCUCUGCAUGUUUUCAUUUGUAUGUAACAGUCAGUUGAUGUGAAAGUGUUUAAAGCGGCUAAUUUGUCCUCUCUAUUAUUUUUCCGACAGGGGGCUCAUUCAGAAUCUGGACUAUUCCAACUCCUCGGUUUGUGGGGAAGCUGCUGGUGAGCCCUUAUCUGCUCUCUCCCACUCUCUCUCUCUUAAUUAAACCAGAAUAGGAACCUUUCUGAGCAGCUACAGUAAAAAGAUGAUUAUCAUAUAAUUGAGUCCAAGAAGCCCGCAGGGAGAGACUCUUUUCCCCCCACAUCUUGCCCCGUCUCAGCGCUGAAAACCCAGUUUUAACCUCAAAUAACCGUGACAAUGACCCCGCCUUAUCUCUCUGAAGUGAUCAGACUUUAACAUUUCAUUUAUUUUCAUUUGUGUCAAAGGUGGCACAUGACCUUUCCGCUGAUCCGGCGACAGGUUUGAUCCUUUCACUCAGACAAUUACACUGUGAUCUUAAAACAGAGAAAAAUCCUCCAACAAAAGGCUGUUUUUAAAUCGACCUCAUUCUAUUUAAGCUGGAUAAACUCCGAACCAGAAUAUGACUUGAUGUUUUCACUUGAAAAAGCUCUUUUCAGUCACUGCCAAGCUUUUCAAUGCAGCACCACGGGAGCCGAGAUGACAAUCAUUGGAAAUACGUUUCCCUUUUUUUCACAGUCAAAGCAGCUUCUCAGAUCGAGUCGGCAAACAUUCAUUUCUUUGUUUGACAACUACAGCAGGUUAAGUGGCGUAAUAAUAACUCUAUGGUGUGGCUCUGUUGAAAACUCAUUUCAACUAUAUCUUCUUUUUGAGUUUGUUCACCUUACUAAUGAAAAAAAAUGAUAAGGCCAAAACUUCAGGUCCAGACGGUCACGUUUGUUUUUGGUCAGAGUUAGCAGCACGAGUCAAUCAUUGACUUUGUUUUACACUCCCAAUUUAAAAAACAGAUUUAGAUGGUUUCCAAUUCAUUUAAACUCUAUAUAUUUAAUUGGAAAAUGUGCAAGGACAAUAUAUCAAUGUUUGAAACUAACAAGUUUGUUAUUAAAUGAAAAAAUGCUCAUUUGAAGUUUUUGUACCUGCAAAAUGUUUCAAAAAGUUGGGGAAGCUGCUGAUGCUGAAAGGUAAAAACCUAGAGGAACAUCGACCUCUUAUCUGCAAGGUUCAGUAACAUUAUUGUGUAUAAAAACAGGUAUUUCAGAGAGGCCAUGUCCCUCAGGAGUGAAAAUGGGAACAGGGUCUGUGAGAGUCUGAGUGAGCAAAUAGUUCAACAAUUUCAGGUUUUUGUUCCUCAGCGUAAAACUGCAAAGAAUUUCAGGAUUUCAUCAUCUAAAAGAAACAGGAGAAAUCUUUGUACAAAAGGUUUAAAAACCAGGACUGGAUGGUUAUGAUCUUCAGGUCCUCACAUUCAAAAGAGACAGGACUCUGUAGUUGAGUCACUGCAUGGGCUUAAAAUCAUAGAAACCACAAACUCUGCUCUAAAGAAGAGAAGUACGAGUCUGUCUGCAAAUCAAUCAACACUUUAAAUUUUAACAUCUUUUUUAAUGAUGUUUGAAGAUUCAAAGAAACUUCUGUACAAGAGCGGUUGAGGCCAAAAACCAACAACAGACGGCCCCUUAUCUCCGGGUGUUAAAAACAGACUUGACUCUAAAGUGGAAAUCCCUGCAUGAACUCAAAAACCAUCGUCUGUGAAUGAAGUUGGAUUUGUGCUUCCAGAUUUAUGCAGAGAGGGAAUAUCAGUAACAUCUUCAGGCCCGAGAUCAUUAAAGAUGGACUGAAGUAAUUAAACUAAACUAUGAUUAAAAUUAAUGAUAUUCAGCUUUAACAAAUCAAGUAACUCCAGUCUCAACUUUUACUGACAAGAUUCCCAGAAAUUCAACGCUAUAAUUGGACUUCAGCGUCAUGACUAAUCUGAGAAAAGGAAACCGUUCUUAUUAAGAUCUCCAAACGGGAUAAUUAUCAUUGUGAUAAAAAAAAAUAAAGUUUCUCAAAGUUUUUCCCAUGACCCCUCGGGCAGAGUUCACUCCCGGUGUUAGACUGCAGACGCUCGGACAGAAUUCUUAAUGGUGAAGAUUCAAUUUGGCGUGCAGCUGUCUUUAUUUCCGUCCAUCCUCAGGGACCUGACUACCCAGGUUUGCUUCAAUUUAUUCUAACUUAGUGAGGAAAUUCAAAUGCAGCUCCUCCGUGUGACUUCCUCUCUCUCUAAAAGAGAUCAUGAUUGGAUUAACCUGUGAGGGAGCCUCAAGCCAGAACUCAGCCAUAGGUCUCACUUGACAACUUGGCACAUGGCCUGUUUAAAAGACAGACGAUAAUGUGGGACCUGCCUUCAGGCUCGGAGAAUUCCUCUUGGUGAUAUACUAUAACGGAGCAUAUUCCCAAAUUCAUCAGCUGCUAAUCAAAUAACCACAAACUUGCUUACACACAUAAUGAAUAGGAGGACUUUGGGUCCCUGAUGAUCCAGGGCCUUGAGGCAGUUCCCUGCUUUUCCAGGCUGGUAAUCCUGCCUUGUUAAAUUCGACAAAACAACCGAUGUGCAGAGCAGCAUGAGGAUGAGCUAGACCGUAGUGAGGUAGGGCAGAGAGUCUGUUUAACGGCUAAAGCUGCUUCAGACUAAAGCGAAUGUACAGUACAGGCCAAAAGUUUGGACACACCUUCUCAUUCAAUGCAUUUUCUUUGUUUUCAUUACUAUUUAAAUUGUAGAUUCUCAAAACUAUAAAUGAACACAUGUGGAAUCAUGUGCUUAAGAAAAAAGUGUGAAAUAACUGAAAACAUGUUUUGUAUUUUAGAUUUCUCAAAGUAGCCACCCUUUGCUUUUUUGAUAGCGCUGCAAACUUUAGCUGUUCUCUCAAUGAGCUUCAUGGGGUAGUCACCUGAAAUGGUUUUUACUUCACAGGAGUGCCUGAAGUAACCCUGACAAGGUACUUCUGUCAUCAAGAGCAAAGGGUGGCUAUUUUAAAGAAACUAGAAUAUAAAACAUGUUUUCGGUUAUUUCACACUUUUUUUAUAAGUACAAAAUUCUACAUGUGUUCAUUCAUAGUUUUAAUGCCUUCAGUAAUAAUCUACAAUGUAAAUAGUCAUAUAAAAAAAUAAAGAAAAGACAUUGGAUGAGAAGGUGUGUCCAAACUUUUGGCCUGUACUGUACGUACACACAGGUUAGUCCACACAGAACAACAACAAACAUCACCUCGACUGAUCUCAACCACCGUAACUGUAACAGGAUAGUGGAAAAAAACGGUCCAACAAGGAGCUUCAAAGGCAGAAGAAGUAAAAGUUUAAACUGACCCCCAAACCUUCAGACUUGACCCCCAAAUCUGACAGCAUCUUAUAAACAAGUGCAACGUAUUUUCUGGAUUUUGCAUCAAGUGUAUUCUACUGUAGCCAAACACCCCGUUUAUCUAUCUGCACAUGCUAUGGUAUCUCAUCACACCAUCUCAUACUUGUAUCCUAUCACAUCGUCUCAUGUUGUCUCAUAUCGUAUCGACUGGUACUGUAUCGUCUCAUAUCAUCUCAUCAUAUUGUAUCGUUUCAUUUCGUAUCGUAUCGUCUAGUCUUGUCUCGUCUGUUUAUGUCGCCUCAUAUUUUAUCAUAUCAUCUCGUUUUGUCUAAUUGUAUUCUCAUAUCAUAUCGUAUCAUCUCAUAUUUUCUUGUCAUCUCAUAUCGCAUUGUAUUGUGUUGAAUAGUCUUGUAUCAUUUUGUAUAAUCUCAUAUCUUCUCAUCUCAUAUUGUCUAGUCUUGUCUGGUUUGUCUCGUAUCAUACCGUAUCAUCUCGUAUUGUCUCAUAUUGUAGUAUCUCAUAUCAUAUCGUUCCGUAUCAUCUUAUAUCGUGAGGUCUUCUACUGUAUCGUCUCAUAUUGCAUCAUUUCAUAUUGUAUAGUCUCCCAUCAUCUCAUGUAGUACUGUCUCAUAUCAUCUCAUAGUGUAUCGUCUCACCUCAUUAUUGAAGCUCGAUCUUUGAAACCUUAUCACAAAACCUCCAUGAUCCCUUCACUUUUAAACUUGUCACAGGCUGAUUGAACUACCUUUAACUGGUCAUAUUAAUGUUUUUGAUCCCUGUCUUCGCAGCUCUGAAACUGCGUCGCACCUCCCCAAGAGAGGUACUGGUGCAGAAAAACACCACCAUCUUCCUCCCUUGCCCUGUGCGCUCCUUCCACGCCACCUAUCGCUGGGAGAAAGACAACUGCGUCAAAAACUAUCCCUGCCUUUUCUCUGGGGACUUCUGCGUCCUGGGGCCGGUUGUUGACACGCCCCUGAAGGAAGGCGUUUUCCGCUGCAUGGCCACCGAGGACGGAUUCAAGGUGGAGGUGAUCUCCUUCAGGCUGGUGAACAACGGCAGACUCCUCGCCGCCUCCCUGGCCUCCACCUUGGGGCUGUCGCUCCUGCUGGCUGUGGCCACCUUGUGGCUUCAUUAA